AUGGCAAGUUUUAUUCUGCGCACAGUUUCGACAAGCUGCUCCAGUCCCCUUUUCAACAGUGCGCUGUCUCACAAGGCGAAGACUGUGAAGACACCAUGCCUACGAGCCUUCCGCGUGCACCGGGUGCUCUGGUGCCAGGCUCCUGCCAAACCAGGUAUGUGAGCUCAGAUAGGCAUUCAUGAUUUCAAACUAACAGGUCUGAUUCUUGACACUUGUAGAAGCCAGUUCCCAACUUUCCAUCCCCUCUUCCAACAUUCUGUCACCCUCCUAAUGUAAUCCAUAAAAGGAACCUGGGAUAGUUUACCAGGGGCAGGCAGCAAGUUAAGUUUCGAUUUUAAUGUUGAUUCUAUUCCUCUUUCUCCCAUUAUAAGUGAAUGGUUGCUAAGCUCCCUUUCAGGGGAAAAAGAAAGGUCUAAGCUCCUGGGUUAAUUUGUGAGGGCAAAGCCUUCCCUCCACAUUGAAACUAGGUCGCCCAGCCUUCACUGACAAGACAUCCUGCAGGAGGUCAAAACACCCCCCCAGGGUUUGUGUAAGGUUAUCGCUCCUUCUGUAUGCUCCCUGCCCAUUAUAAUGAUUAGUAAUUUGCUGGUGAAGGCAUGUGUUAUAUUUGAAAGGGACACAAUUGUGCCUUGGAAAUGUGUGUAUGUUAAGUUUGCCUACAAACCUGCCAAGGGCAAGGAAAGUCCAUGAUGAAGUGCAAGAUAAUACUUCCGCAGCUAGCAAAUAUUUGUGGAACUCAGCUAAUUAAAUAUAUCAAUAUAUCUAGAUACUUUUUGUCUUCAGGUUAAAGCUUAAUCUGCAGUGAUUGCUUUCACAAAACAUAUUCUGUGAGACUCUUCUUUUUUUUCUUUCUUACUGGACCAUACAUAUUUGGUGAAGCUUAGGAAUUUGUUAACCAACCCUCUUACUUCCCCAAACUCUUCCCUAUUAAAGUGGUAUCUUGGUAGUCAAACGGCUUGGCUCCUGAACAAAUUGGCUCCCGAAUGCUGCAAACCCAGAAGUGAUUGUUCCAGUUUGUGAACGUUUUUCAGGAGCCAAACGUCCGACACUGCUUCUGAUUGAGUGCAGGAAGCUCGUGCAGCCAAUCGGAAGCCGUGCCUUGGUUUUUGAACCGUUUCGAGAGUCAAACGGACUCCUGGAACAGAUUAAAUUUGAGAACCAAGGUACCACUGUACUUCUUGUCAGUCUCUGUCUUCUUUCCCCACUCCUCUUUUGCCCUAAUUAGUGGGGUAGGAGAGCUGAAAAUAACACCAAUAUAUUUCACAUCCGGCAACCAACGCGCCCUUUUGGUUUCAGAUAGUACAUGGGUAGAUGAGUCUAGAAAUCCUGGGUCACAAUUAUUCAUGGCCCUCUAGUGGCUUUGGUGGCUAAUUUACCAGAAGUAAUGUACCGUAUUUUUCACCCUAUAGGACGCACUUUUUCCCCUCCAAAAAUGAAGGGGAAAUGUGUGUGCGUCCUAUGGGGCGAAUGCAGGCUUUCGCUGAAGCCUGGAGAGCGAGAGGGGUCGGUGUGCACUGACCCCUCUCGCUCUCCAGGCUUCAGGAAGUUAUCCGCAAGCCGUGGGAGAGCUGCGCGACUUCGCGCAGCUCUCCAACGGCUUGCGGAGAGCUGCCUGCACCCUGAAGCCUGGGGGGCGCUGAGCUCAGCACCCCCCAGGCUUCGGGCUUCACGCGGCUCUCCACAAGCUGUAGGAGAGCUGCGCGAAGAGCUUCCCCUGCCCCAGCUCCGCGCCUGGGGGUCAAAUAAUUUUUUUUCUUUAUUUCCCCCCAAAAACGGUGUGCCCUAUGGGCCGGUGCGCCCUAUGGGGCGAAAAAUACGGUAUUUAUCGUUAACUCUGGAAGUGUAUACUCGAUUUUGACCAAACUAAGCUUCCCAAUGUCUAUUUUGUCACCUGACAUCCCAUCUGGUUUUUAAUCAUAUACUUCUUGGAUGGGCAAAUUCUAGUUCACAGAGCGGUGCAAGUAAUCAAGAAUGGAUGAGAGUAGAGCAUCAGAAGAUGAUUAUGGAAUUUUAGCAAAGCAUGAAAUCCACUUUUCACGCUCAGUCCAAAAUUCUGUAGGUAAAAUAGUAGUUUGCAUCAUAGGAGGGUUCUUGCUCUGUAGAAGGAAGUUCAGCUUUCAUUGAAGAGUGUUGACUAUCUAAGGUCUGGGCAAAAAUGGAAUGGUUUUUCUCCUAUUAAGUCACUGAAAGGCAUGUUUACACUUGUGCCUCUUAUGUUUACAGACAGUCUUUCAUGUAGCUUGGCACACAGGCAGGAGGCAGAGAGGUGGCUCUUCAUGACUAAGAGUAGCUAAAAACGUCUUUAAGGAAUAAACUGAAACUGAAAAUGGAUGUCAUGUUAUUGAGUUGCUCUUUUGCUUCCUUUUUUUGUGUGUGUGUGGGGAAUAUUCUGCAGUUCACUGGUGUAACAAGCACUUUUAGUCUGACUUUGGCAGUAGCUGUUAUGCAAUGCUAUUAUGAAGUGAGUGCCAAUGGAAACAGCCUGCUUUGCUUUUUGAAUGACCAGCCUCUGCUCAGCCAUUAAAUAGGGCAUGUUUACAUAUCAUGCUAAACCACGGUUUAGGACAAAUAACAGGAGCUGUCACAAGACCCAGGCUCGCACACUUUCCUCUCCUUCUGUAAGGCCAGGAGCAGGACUUUGGUAGCCCUUAGCUUCAUAUUCCCAAAAUCUUUGCUUAUCAUCGUCUGGAUCAGGGAUCUUUCAUUUUUCUUAAAAAACAAAACAAAACGCAAAACCUAAUCAGUUUCAAAACUAGCUAAUUUCAAUCUGAAACUUCUGUAGCUGGCUUGGCCAAGUGUUAUAAACCAGAAUCCCUGGUCAGGAUGACAAGAGAUUAUAGGAAAUAGAAGCUAAAACUCUGCUGGCAUUCUCCUAGCCAUGUGGAAAGAGGAGAGGGGAACUCAGGGCAUGCAAACUCAAACCUCCCAGUUUUAAUUUCUUUGCUCAAAUUCUGGUUUAGUGAGACCUGCGAGUAUUUCCUCCCAGUAUUAGAUUAAGAUCAGUUGAACUCAUUUUUAAAGAUGAUUAACAUGUUAGCCUCUUUAUUGGAGGGUAUAUGGAACUUUCUGUUAACUUUUCCACUUCCUUUGCUGAUCAGAACAAAGUAACAGGGUGCUUUUUACUUAGCAAUCAAGUUGAGUGGUGGUUGUGAUUAUCCUAGGAAUUUGCUUAACCUUGUUGCCAUCCCAUCCUGUGUCUGAUUGCUGGCUACAGGUGGAUCCUACCAUUCAUAUCCUUCCUUCGCUCCCUUCCUGUAUUUCGUACCUGCUCCCAGCCUCCACAGUUUCUUAAUGCAGUAUAGUAGAUAUAGUACGGGACUUGAAGCUGGGUGACCUUAGUUCACUUCCCUGCUCGGCUAUGGACUUAGCUGAGUGUAACAGAGCCAGUCGGCGCCUCAUGGUCUUUUAAAGCAGGGCUGAGGGACCUUUGGUCCACCCAAUGUUGCUGAGCCGCAACUGCCACCCACCUUAGCUAGCAUGGCCAAUAGUCAAGGAUGAUGGGUGUUGUAUUCCAGCAUCGUCUGGAAGGUCAAAGGUUCCCAUCUCUGGUUUAAAAGGUUAACACCCUUUUCAAUGUGAUUUACAGAACAAAAACCGAAACUAUUUAUAUAUUCACACAUGCAACGUUAAAAUAACUACAUUGCAAAGCAAAAUCAUCAGCAACAGCCAUAGCUGUAACUUUAAAACAUUUCUCCAGCAACAGUUUAAAGCUGAUCCAGGUCUCUUUAGGAUUGUUUUUAAAGCCUUUUUAAAGGAGGGACCUCAGGAAAUGUAUUGCAGAGGGAUGGGUCCACAAUAGACAAGUUCCUGCCUUAAAUAGGAUAAAAUGAGUUUAUGUUUUUUUGGCACGCUGCUCUGAGUUCCUUAGAGGGUAGGAUAUAAAUGUAGUAGUAAAAGAAGCCAUUGGGUUGCCCUUUUCCAGCUAGCAUGAUUGAUGGUGAGUGAUUGGUGCAGUACUUCCUUGGUUUGCAGUGAUAGUCAGUGCUGGGCUUAUCAUGUGAGGUGUGAAGGAUGCCCAACUGAAAGCAGCUGAUUUGCUGCCUUUCUAGUUUCACUGGAAGAUGUCAAUGUAGGUGUGCAAUUUUACUGAGUCAAUGUAAAUGGAAACGUCUUGGUCUGCUUCCUCCACGCUAUUCAUUGUAUCUUUUUUUCUGUCUUCAUUCCACCUCACUCCCUUCAGGCUGUCUCCUUGUCUUCCUGCAGAGCUCUGAAAAAAGGUGAGCAGCUUCUUCGGAAGCUGUUGGUAUAGUGAGUUGGUAAAUAGGUACAAGUUUUGUUUUUUCCUCUUCCCCAUCUUAGCAGUAGUCUUUAAAAAUAGCCUCUUGUCUAAAGAGGCUGCAGUCCUAAGCACACUUACUAGAUAGUAAGCCCCAUUGUGCUCAUUGGGAUUUGCUUCUGAAUGGCUGUGCUUAGAUUGCACUUUUGGUGUCUAAUCUUGGGUUUUUGUCUCUGUGGAGGUCACUGAGGAGUCCAUGAACGCGACCAACACAGUGCUGCUCUCUUCCUCUCUGUAGUUCCCUGUAGAUUUCCUUAUUGUGAGAUUUAAGCAAAAUUGAAGUGAUCCUCUGUAAAUGAUGGUAGCUUACCAGGGAUGAUGUUGGGUCCUGUGGCUGGCCUUUUAUGUCCGAGCGAUGCUUAUUCCAUGCUUCAUCUUUGUAGAAGCCUUUGCUGUGACCUGGUGAAUGGGAGGGAAUGACUGGGCAUUUUAUCAGUGCUUCCCAAAGCUACCUUGUUUCUUCACGGGCGGAAAGGGGUGAUACCUUAAAGAAGGGGUGAGCAACUAUGGUAUAUUGUUAACUCAUAAAUAAUAAGUAACAUUAUUUUUAGUAUUAGUAUUAUAAUAAAGGGUUGACCUUUGGGCUGGCACUUCAGUUUUGGAGAAGACUUGCGCUCAUACCAGUGGGAGCCAAUUUAUUAGGAGGGGUGAUUUUCAUUGGGAUGGCAGCUGAGGAGUAAAGCAGCAAACAUCUACCUCCCCUGUGCACUAGGAUGCCAAUGAAAAUCUCCCAUGGUGCACCAGUUAGGACUUGGGUGGUGGGGGAGUUUCCAUUACUGCUGACAGUGUGGUGUAGUAGUUAUGAUCGGUAGACUUGUAAUCUGGGGAACUGGGUUCAUGUCUCCGCUCCUCCACAUGCAGCUGCUGGGUGACCUUGGGCUAGUCACACUUCUCUGAAGUCUCUCAGCCUCACUCACCUCACAGAGUGUUUGUUGUGGGGGAGGAAGGGAAAGGAGAUUGUUAGCCGCUUUGAGACUCUUUAGGGUAGUGAUAAAGCGGGAUGUCAAAUCCAAACUCUUCUUCUUCAGGAGCUUUUCCCCAAUCCUAAUUGCCACCUGUGUGUUGUGUGUGGGGAUUAUUUUCCAUGGGAUGAUAGCUGAGGGGGUAGAGAAGUGUAAAGGAGAGAGAAUGAGUUUGGUGGACGGGGAGGGGGGAGAGUCAGAGAGAGGGGGGAAUAGCACCACCCACGCCAGAUAUGUGCUGCAAGCAUACAGACCAGCUCCUAGGGGCCAAGGCACUUCCACUACCACCCCAGUGUUGUUGUUUUUGAGGGUCCCAGGCUCCCUCAAUAUUCAGAGGGCCUUUGGCUCUGCCCCCCUGGCUCCUCAUGACGUCGCGUGUGUGUGACAUCAGGAUGCCACAUGAGGUCCCCUCAGUCAUCUUGAGAAGGUGGUGCCUCUGGCCCUGAGAACAAAGUAAGUCCCUACUGGGUCAGGCCAAUGGCCUAUCUAGUCCAGCUUCCUGUUCUCACAAGCGUCCAACCAGAUGCCUGUGGGAAGCCCAUAAGCAGUAGCUGAGCACAAGAGUCCUCUCCUCUCCUGCGGUUUCCAGCAACUGGUAUUCAGAAGCUUAUUGCCAUCAGGAAUAAGAGCCACAGAUAGCCUUUACCUCAGUGAAUCUGUGUAAGCCUCUUCUAAAGCCAUCCAUGUCGAUGAGCUUCACUUCCUCAUGUGGUAGCGAAUGCCAUAGUUUUAACUAUACACCAACAAGGACCCUUAUUUUAUUUUAUUUUGGUCUGCCUUGAAUCCUCCAUCAUUCAGCUUUCAACACAUGUCCUAGGAUUGUGAGAGAGGGAGCCAAACUUUUCUCUAUCCACUUUCUCCAUGCCGUGCAUAAUUUUAUAAAUUUCUAUUUCUAGCAGUUUGAAAGCACGUCAAAGUGCAAGUAGAUAAAUAGGUACCGCUCUGGAGGGAAGGUAAACAGCGUUUCCGUAUGCUGCUCUGGUUCGCCAGAAGCGGCUUAGUCAUGCUGGCCACAUGACCUGGAAGCUGUCUGCAGACAAACGCCGGCUCCCUCGGCCUAUAGAGCAAGAUGAGCGCGCAACCCCAGAGUCGGUCACGACUGGACCUAAUGGUCAGGGGUCCCUUUACCCUUUUUAUCAUGUCACUUUUUCUCUAAACUAAAAAGCUGCAAAUGCCUUUUUAGUUUUCCAAGACUGGAACAACAGUUUCUCCACUUCUGUUUUAUGGCUAUUGGUGUUUCUGGUGUUACAGCAUUUGAAGGAAUGUUUGUCACAUGUUUUGGAGGAAAAGAAACACUGCAGCCUGGCCAAGCGGCAUGUGGAACAUGACCUUGUGAGAAAUGGCUGCAGGACCAGUUCAGCCAUAGACUUGCUACUUGGCAAGUUGCUGGACUCUUAGCUGGAGUUUUUCACAUGUAAAAUGAAAGAAGUCUAUCCCAAGGUCGUCACCUUUGCAGCUAAAGAAGACUAUAAAAAACAUUGUACCCAAAGUGCAAAUGACUGUAGAAUUUUUUUAAAAAACCCAAACAUUAUGCAUGCUAAUAAGUUUUACACCUGAGAGAGGAAGAUAUUCUGAGACUUCUACCACUAAGUUCACACAACCACUUUUCAUAGAACUCAAGUGCUUACUGUUUUAUUUAAAUUGGACUUGGGCCACAAUCCUGCACACUUAUGUAGGAGUAAGGCUCAUGGAGCUCCGUGGGAUUUGCUUUCUGAGUGAUUGGGCUUAAUCAUUUGAAUGUGUUUAUCUUUUCCAUUACAAUGAAUAGUUAAUGUUUUUUAUUGAAUUACUCCUGCCAUAUGUGCACUGGUGAGUUGUUAUAGAUUGGUAUCUAAAGGGAUGAUGGUUGUCCAUCAUAUUUUCAGCCUGAAGCAUUGUACAUGCAAACGACUAUUUUCAUUGGAGGUUGUCUUCUCUCCCUCUCCCCCCCCUCCCGCCUUGCAAAUUACCAAAGGAUUUGCUGUUUGCUUCUCUUCCAUUUACAGGUAUCCCAUAUAAGCAGCUGACUGUGGGUGUUCCCAAGGAAAUAUUUCAGAAUGAGAAGAGAGUGGCCUUGUCACCGGCAGGAGUUCAAGCCCUGGUUAAACAAGGGUUUAACGUUGUUGUGGAGUCGACUGCAGGAGAAGCUUCCAAAUUCUCUGAUGACCAUUACAGAGAGGCAGGGGCACAGAUCCAAGGGACGAAGGAAGUCUUGGCAUCUGAUUUAGUCGUCAAAGUAAUUCUGGAUUUUUUUUUCAAUACUUCCCUAUCGCUGGUGUGGGGAAACCUUUUCAGCUUCUGGGGCCCACAAGCCAGAGGUGGGUGGGGCCAUAGGCACACGUGGGCAUGCCUAGAGGCAAAAGUGGGCAUAGCAAUGGAUGUGACUCCUGCCUUUGUACCAGAGGCUACGUUACAGCCAAGUAAAAAGUCCCCACCCACCCACAUCAUUCCAUCUAGACAGGCAAUUGCCAUUAUCAUAGUUCAGGGACAUAGUCCAGCCAGGCAAAAACAUUGAGCAAAGGGACAUAGAAAAUAGGUGUGUGGCUUGGGGAAGGGUUGUGGCUCAGUGGUAAAGGUCCCAGGUACAAUCUCUGUCAUCUCCUGGUACGGCUGGGGAUGGUUCCCUAUCUGAAGUCUUGGAGAAUGGCUCCCAGUCAGGGUAGAUAAUACAGUGGUGCCUCGCAAGACGAAAUUAAUCUGCUCCAAGUCUCUCUGCCUUGCGAGUUUGCCCAUGAUGCACGUUUCCCAGGAAUGCACUGAAAAUCAACACGUGCUCCUAGGAAACCGCUGACUAGACCGGGGAGUCUGUCCUGACCUCUCUGAAGCCGGGGGGCUCCUUGACCUCCAGCACUUUAAACUCCUGACAGCGGAGGACUUCUCCGCUGUCCGGGCGAUCUUAAAAUGCUGGCGGGCGGCAUUUGGUCACCCGGGACAUGGAGGACUUCUCCGCUGUCCGGGGCAAAUUUGGUGCUCCUGGGGACAAAGACUUGCCCCCGCCAGCCUUCAGAAGAGGUCCUGACUCUGAAGGCGGGCGGGGGCAAGUCUUGCUCCCGCCUUCAAAAGCCUCCGGGACAGGCAGGCAGGGGAGCAGCACUCGCCCGCCCGCCUCGUAGCCCCCGCCCGCUCGGAGCACCGCUCCGGGCCGGGCGGCGGCGGAGCUCCUCCCCCCCGCUCCGGCCGGAGCACGCCCGGCCGGGCGGCGGCGGGAGGUGCCCUCCCCGCCCGCUCGGGAGCACCGCCGGCCGGGCGGCGGCGGCAGGUGCCCUCCCCGCCCCGGGCUUCGGGAGCACUGCCUGCCGGGCGGCGGCGGGAGGUCCUCCCCGCCCGGCUCGGGAGACCGCCCGGCCGGGGCGGCGGGGGAGGCCUUCCCUCCCCACCACCCGGCUUCGAGCACUGCCUGGGCCGGGCGGCGGGGCACCCUCCCCCCGCCCGGCCUGAGCACCGCCCGGGCCGGGCGCGCGGCGGCAGUGGUGGCCUCCCCGCCCGGCUUCGGGAGCACAGCCCGCCGGGCGGCGGCGGCAGGUGUUCCCUCCCCGGCCUGCAGAGCACGGCCCUCCGGGCCGGGCGGCGGCGCAGGUGUUCCUCCCCGCCCGGCCUCGGGAGGAGCUCAAGCCCGGCGGCGGGCGGGAGUGAGGUGUCCCCGCCCCCCCGCCAGGCUUCGGAGGAGGUCCGAGGACAGUGGGGAAGACGCGCCUGCGCUUCCUCGCUGAAACCCUGAGAUUUCCCUAUGGCUGUCAGCUCCUGCGGCGCCCAUAGGAAGUCUGCUUGCGAAGCGCUCUAAAACGGAAAACCCUUUCGCCUAGCGGGCCUUCUGGCCUUGCAGGCGUCUGGCCCUAUGGGUACCACUGUACUGAGCUAGAUGGACCAAUGAUCUGGCUCGAUAUAGGCAGCUUCCUAUGACAGUCCCAAGGGUUGGAUAGAGAGGCCUGUGGGGCUGCAUUUGGGCCCCUGGCCUGAGGUCCCCUACCCCUGCCCUGUCCUGUCAUAUGAAUGCCCUAUUUAUGUGGUUGCUGCUGAGUAGAGAAAUAAUGCUGAGUUAACCUUAUAGGGUGGAGUCAGACUGCAGCAAAGGCACAGAGUGUCACAGAUUCACUGCCAAAUGGCAGCUCUGAUGCAGGCUACGAUCUGGAGGUGUUGAGUUUGCACUUGCCCAUGGAGUCUUCUUAGUUCCCCCACCAAGUAUAGGCUCCCAGUACUUUAUGUUGUGCAGGCCAUGGAGGUACAUUUUAGCCUGUGCAGUGGUGGCUUUCCAACUUUUGUGUUCCGGAGGAUCCUGGUGUUUCCGGGAAGCUUACUGAUGCCGAGUUCAGUAAGAUAUGGGCCUACGGUUUCUGCAGGCAAUCUAGCAAGGCCUCACAUGCUUGCCCAGGUUCCCUUGCCAUGUGAGAAUGGCGAGAAUCCUUGGAUUCACUGGUGUGGUGUAAAGGAAUGUGUGUAGCAGACCAUUUACCACUGGGGAGCUCUUCCUGUGCUAGGAAAGAUUUGAAGGCAAUUUGUAAACUGAUACGAGUAUUUGCUUGCAGGAGCGAGUGAUGGGGGAAUUCCAGAAAUGCUGAGCUAGAUCUAUGGAACUGGCCCAUGGUGAUCUGUGCAUCAGGGCUGCUCACAUAUAAAGGAAGCCAGUGCCACAUAUUCAUGAGAGUGCGAUUUGUGUUGUCCACAGUCCUCCAUUGGCUCAUUGCAGUUGCUGCAAGAAGACCUCAAUAAGUAGCCUCAGUGUAGUAGCUGCUAUAUAUUAUAAGGAUUGUUAAGUACAGCAGCUCAUUGCAUAAGUCACUUGCACUGUCUGUAGAAUUUCCAUGCGACUAGCUGCUAGGAAGAUAAGUUAAUUCCUUCCUCCAUUUGGCAACCACAGCUCAUGCGUCUAUCCUAACUCUCCAGAUGUAUUCAACAGAUGGUGCGUGGGUGAGAGCUUUCUCAAAAUAUUGAUUGCAUAUUUUUUAUUUUGUAUGUGCUUUGAUAUAUUGUGAUCAUGAGCCACAGUUGCCAUACUUAAAAAAUUUAAGUUUCCUCUGCUGGCUGCAUCGGUGAUCUUUAAUCAGCCUGCAGGGACAGUCUUUUUUAAAAAAACACUGUAAUGUGAGGAAUGGGAUUUCCCUGCCAUGAUAUUUCUAAAACAUGUGUGAGCGAAUCCUCAAACAGAAAGGAAACCUCAGUCCUUGCAGUCCAAAUGCACUUAUCACAAGGCACGUUAUCGACUGAGCAAAGUCCACUCCUGCAGCUGCUCUUUGAAUGGCAAUGAUGUGCUAAGUCUUGGCUCCUGUAGUCUAAACAUUUUGAAAUGCAUUAGGAGCUGCCCUAUACAAAAUCAGACCAUAGGUCAACAUUAUCUACACUGACUUGGGAGUGGCUUUCUAACAUUUCAGGCAGGGUUGUUUCUUUGCCAUUCUGGGGAUUUCAAAAGGGGAACCUUUUGCAUCCAAAGCAUGUGCUUCACUGCUGAGCCAUGGUCUGGCUAGAAACAUACGGAAUUAUAAUUUUUGUCCACAGUAGCUUAUUCAGCUUAUGUUGCAGUAAUGAAAGUACAUCAGCCGGCAGUUAAGAUGUCCUUGGUUUAAAUCUUGCUUCAGACUUGAUAUGACACGAUAAUCUUUAUUGUCAUUGUCCCAUACAGAACAAUGAAAUUGAAAAAUCUACAUAAAACCAAGAAGCCUGCUAUCUCAGCUAUCCUAACCUGGUUAGCCCCCUACAGACUCCAUACAAUGCGUUUAAAACCAAAAUCGCAUUUGGGUAGAAACUGUUUCUCAGGAAUGCAGAAUUGGCCUUACUAUAUCUCACCCUCAAUGCAUUCUUCCCUUGUUACCAUAAUAAUGAAAAUAAUUAAAAAAUAAAAAUAUUAGCCUGCACCACAGAGCUGUUUGAGGAUUGCUGAGAUACUGUAUUUGAGAGCUGUAGUGCUGCAGUAGCUGUUAUGCUGGGCUUGGAACCAUGACUCCUUGUUUCAAAAUCUUGCCAGGGCUAUUAACUCAGAACGUAUUAUGAGGCAACCCACGUGCUCCCAGGGAUGAAAUUCUGGUGUAUAUUUGGACCCUGGCAGGUGCAAUUGAGGGUAUUAACAAUUUGCCUUCUGCCACAGUCCCAAUCUGGAAUGGGAAGGAAAGCUUCCUGUUACUGUUUCCCUAAUGCAAAUAGCAGUUGUUGGACCCCUCAUCUGGACUGAGACUGCAGCUGGAGGGGCCAAAGUGUUGAAGAACACUUACAUCACUGCCAAGCUACAUCAGUCUCCUACACCUGUUGUUUGUACUUAAAAGCAAUGUCAAUGUACCUGUAAAUGGUUUGAACAUUACCUAUUUUAGCACCAGUCCCUCUGCAACAUUGGAAUGAAAACUGUCCUUCUUUAUAUGCAGGUGUUUAGGAUUAUUAGGAUGAUUCCUGAGAAGUAUAUUGAACAGUCUUUAGCACUAUGAAAAUGCUAAGUGAUGCUUUAUUAAUUUUUGUGCAUUCUCAAUUUCAGGUGAGAGCUCCUAUGUUGAAUCCAGCUCUUGGCAUGCACGAGGCAGAUCUCUUUAAGUCAUCUGGUACCCUAAUCAGUUUUAUCUACCCAGCUCAAAACCCAGACCUCUUGAACAAACUGUCAGAAAGAAGAACCACUGUCUUGGCUAUGGAUCAGGUCCCUCGCGUGACCAUUGCUCAAGGAUAUGAUGCUCUCAGCUCCAUGGCCAACAUCGCUGGGUAUGAAAACACAAUGUUUUAGCCAGCUGUGUGAUUACAUCAAUGGACAGUUGGGUUUUGGUUGGGAUUCAUAUCCUAAACAAAGGUUUGUUUUCAUUUGUGAACAAGGGCAGCCUGUGUGGUGCUCUCCACACGUUGUGGACCAUAGCUUCUACUGUCCAUGACACUUUGGCAUGCUGGCUGGGGCUGAUGGAAGUUGUGGUAUGCCAUAUGGUGAGGGCACCAUGUUGUCUAUCCCAUGGAUAAGUAAUUAUGUCCAAAUGUGGAGAUAUACCUGGAGGUGUAGUCAAGGCAGAUAGCCAAGCUAUGUGGUUUGGAAAAUAUUUAAGAAUCGGUAUCUAUUUGGGUUCAAAGAAUGUAUGGGAAUCUGAAGCCCACUAGGUUCUCUCUGUUACUGAGGGUGUGGAUCCAUUAGCUGGGAAAGGAAUUAGGAAGGAAUUACUUGCAGGUGAAGAAUCUGAAUACUGGGGGUGAAUACUUGCACAUAGAAAGGAGUUUUUAAGCUCCUGCAAAUUUGAGCCAAACUUUGUAAAGCCCAAAGAGCACGGGCCAGAUCAGAGGGAGGUUGCCAUCAACAGCUUGUGCAUCUCCUUAGGAAUGAGGAAAUGAGAAGGCUAUGUUUUGGACAAGCAAAUUUGUCCAGUAAAUACCUCUGCUAUUUGUACCACCUUAUGCUACUAUGUCCAGUGCCAUAGGAAGGCACUGGACAUAGUAAAAGAUCCAUCGCAUCCUGGUCACUGUCUCUUCGAGCUCUUGCCGUUGGGAUGGAGAUACAGGACGAUGAAGACCCGAACGAGCCGUCUUAAGAACAGCUUCUUCUCCAGAGCGAUCUCGGCCCUGAAUGGGAAGCCCAGACUUUGAAAGUCAUCUAAUCUCCCUUGCUGUAUUAUACUGUAUUGAUUAAUUAGUGUUUUUAUGGAGCAGUCAAGUAAUUUCGUUGUCCCUGAAGGGGGCAAUGACAAUAAAGAUAUUAUUAUUAUUAUUAUUAUUAUUAUUAUUAUUAUUAUUAUAAACAACAAUACCCUCUUCUAAAUAAAUAAAAUAAAUGUAAGCUUGGGAAAUGAUACAGAUGCUUGUGUUCUCUUUUAUUUCUGACAGCUAUAAGGCAGUUGUGUUGGCAGCCAAUCACUUUGGUCGUUUUUUUACGGGUCAGAUCACGGCAGCUGGCAAAGUCCCUCCAGCAAAGGUAGGUAAUGAAAUAAGUGCAAGUGCUGUUAUUUGCAGGCACAAUCAUCAGGUGAUAGAAAUGUGACGUGACUUUGCAUUUCAACUGCAAUAGAUACUGGUUGGAAUUUUGUUUCACAGGAUGACUACCUCCCCCCCCCCCCUUUAUUUAGCAUCUCUCAGUGAGCCAAAUAUAGCUUCUUUUGCUGUUAGUAGACAUUUGUUUGGAUGCAGCUGAGGCUGAAUGGCUUAUGAAUUGGCAUCCUUCAAAGUUUAAGAUGUUCAAAUUGUAGACAUUUAAUAUAAAAAUUGGCUUGCUGUUGCUGGAAUACAAGGUCUUCAUACACAGCGUGAUGUGUCUUAUGAAUUGCAUUUUUGGUUAAAGAGAUGCUGUGCUUUUUAUCUAGACUACAACCUAAAGAACAAUACUUUGCUGAUGUCUAGAAUUCUAGGUUUAAUUUUUGUUUUUACGGGCCCCCUUUUUGUUACAGGCUUGUAAAAUAAAGUCCAAAGAUCUGUACUGAGACUAGUGCUGUUGUCACAAGAACAGUACAAAGUGUUGUGUGCAGAUCCUAAAGUACAAAAUAUACACAUAGUUCAACACACAGAUGUUUCUGUGUGUGAUUUGCCACGUUCCCCCUUAAAAGGGGGAAAGCCCCAAACCUGACAUGUUGGUGUGUUUUAAUAACUUUUUUAUCUGCUGUUCAUUUUAAUUAUCAUUUAGAUGGUUUAAAUAAUUAAACUUUUUUUUAUAUAAUUUUGAUAUUAAUUCUAGGUUUCACUAGAAUCAAGGACUAUAUAAAUUUUGAUAAAUAAAACAAUAUAAGGGUGGAGAAAAUAUUGGGCCCAUGCAUUAGAGUAUAUUAAAGGGCAAGUAAUAUGUGCUUUAUUUUGUUCUUGGAGUAUUUCUGUACAAACUACUGUACCAGAUACUGGUUUUGCAAGAGGAUUAAAUUUGGCUCUCCAGGAGCAAUGUAGUAAUCGCUUGGAAGCUUACUGACCAGAUUGCGUUUAUUCUGCACUAACCAAAUCAGAUUUUUUUUUAGUGGGGAAAGCUCCAUGGUCUCUUUAAUUUAUGCAAAUUAAGUAUUCUUGCAUAUAUUUUCAUUAGUCUGCAUAAUUUGUUCUGCUUCUGCAUGCAUAGAAGAAGAUUCACCCUCCUGCCCUACAAUUAGUGACAGGGAAUCAGUAGAAUGUCAGUGGAAUCUUUAUCCCCUGUUACUAAUUGCAGUGUGUGUGUGUGAUUUCUGUGGAAAUUGUGGCUGGGGAGAGAAGGCUAGAAUUUUCCUUCCUUGUGAGCUGUGGUCCUGCUAAAACUUCACUUUAGUUUACUAUUAAUUAUUAAUUAUAAUUAAUAAUGGUAAUUGCCUGACGUGAUUGGGUGAUGCAUUUAGCAUCACUGUAGUUAGGCCUUCAGAUUUGCCAGAUGUUGAAUGCAAGUAAUGCCUGGUUCCAAGGAACUGUGGGAUAUGCAUGCAAUCCUGCUUACUGUGCUGCUUAUGUACUUAAUGGAAAGGUGGUGGUCCCUGAUUUAAGCUUAGUGCUAUCACCCUGCUGCUCCCUCACAUUCCCAAGGAGAAGAUGCACUGGAUUUAGCUAUUGUCUUCCUCCAGCUGCUUACAGAUGGUGCAUGGUUACUGUGCAGCUUUUGGUUUUCUAAAUCUACCCCGAAAGAAGCCCUGGCUGCUCUUUUCCCAAAUACUGUUGCACUGUUCAGAAAGAUCCAAGGGAUAAUACAGAUUAGAUUAGUGCCGAGCUAGUUUAGCUAUAUCUUGGCAUUGUGGGAUUGUGGGAAGGCCAGAACAAAAGUUUGGGAGUGUGGAGUCUUAACCAGAUGUAGAAGAGGUUAAUCCUCUUGGUCCCAAGGAUGUGUAAAGGUCAGAGAAGUCACACUGAAAUGGGAGCAAUGUGUUCAUUUCUGCAGAGGACAAGAAGAAUAUCCCAGAGUGAGAGAGCAAAGACUAGGAGGCCCCAUGGCAAGGAAGGGGUCAGCUUGGUGUCCUUGACAAGCAGAAAAUCAUUCUUGUGCAGUAAACCAGAUGGAUAAAAUGCUUUUUCUGUUUGGACUGUCAACAGAACAGCCAAACUGAGUUUUGUACUCUUAACCUAAUGAGACUUCUUAACACUUUCAGAAUAUGGCUAUGUCUGAACUGGGUUUUAAGACCUGAAAUAGGGAUUGUGAGAAUGAGACCAAAGAACUGAGAUAUGUGCACAGUCACAUUUAGUGUGGAUAUUUGGAAUACUCCCAUGUUUGCUCCUUUCCCAGCUUCCUGAAUGUGCACAGGUGACCAGAUAUCCCAUCAGAGGGAAAACUCACAAUUGUGCCUAGGAGUAGUUCCUCUUGUUUACAAAAUAGCUACCUGAUGGCUGGGAAGUUGCAAAGGGUCCUUUUGAUUGAAAUAUUAUUCCGUUGACUGGCUGACUGCUUUUUUUUUUUUGGUAAGGCACUGAAGAAGCUGGGUUCUGCUUGAACUUGCUUGUAAAAUAUUCAGGCUCAGGAAACCAUUUUCAUUCCGUAUUCAUUGACACUGAACCAAUGCCAGUUGAUUUGUGACUUAACUGCACUGUAUCUUGCGGACGCAGGUUCUGAUCAUUGGUGGUGGAGUCGCAGGCUUAGCAUCUGCAGGAGCAGCUAAAUCAAUGGGAGCUGUGGUUCGUGGGUUUGAUACCAGGUAUGUGCAUACCCAUUGUAAAUUAUUGCUAGCGGCCUUACUAUUUCGUUUGUAUCCAUCUAUUCUGCCAAGGAGGGGACGUGGGUGGCGCUGUGAGUUAAACGACAGAGCCUAGGACUUGCCGAUCAGAAGGUCAGCGGUUCGAAUCCCAGCGACGGGGUGAGCUCCCGUUGCUUGGUCCCUGCUCCUGCCAACCUAGCAGUUCGAAAGCAUGUCAAAGUACAAGUAGAUAAAUAGGUACCACUCUGGCGGGAAGGUAAACGGCGUUUCCGUGCGCUGCUCUGGUUCACCAGAAGUGGCUUAGUCAUGCUGGCCACAUGACCCGGAAGCUGUACACCGGCUCCCUCGGCCAAUAAAGUGAGAUGAGCGCCGCAACCCCAGAGUCGGUCAUGACUGGACCUAAUGGUCAGGGGUCCCUUUACCUUUAUUCUGCCAAGGAGUUUGGGCCAGCAUGUCAUAUGUGGGGUCCCAGAGAAACAUAGGAAAUUCCCUUAAAAAGCUGGGCUUUGGUCCAUCUAGACCACCCCUGUGGGCCUAUUUGACCCAGUAAAAAGCCCUUCCUGGGUGGAGCCUUCGCUAACGCUGUCCUUUUGUUUCUCCCCAACACCCUUCCUGUUAAUAGCUUAUUUUUCUCUUCAAAUUUACAGAGCUGCAGCAUUGGAGCAGUUCAAAUCACUAGGUGCGGAGCCUUUGGAGGUUGACCUAAAAGAAUCUGGGGAAGGGCAAGGAGGCUAUGCAAAAGAGAUGUCUAAAGAGUUCAUUGAAGCCGAGAUGAAACUCUUUGCAAAACAGUGCCAAGAUGUUGACAUUAUUAUCACGACAGCUCUCAUUCCUGGUAGGUGUCCUGUGGAGCAGGCAGCCCUUUUCCUGUUGAAAUGAAAAGAAUGUGUUUACUUAAGCAGAUUUGCAAAGAUAUUUGUUCUGACUUGGCGUCAAAACAGCACAUGACUCGAAAUUCGUCACUGGCUAGUACAUCAUGUUUUUAAAAACUUUGAUAAUAGGCACAUGUGCACACAAUGAUUUUUAUUGGGACCACAAUGCAUAGAGAGGGAAGAUUGAAUCCUUCCCUCCCCAGCCAUGAUCUUGCCAAAAUUGCUCCUUCAUUGUGUUGGUAUUUAGCUCAUGGUGAAGGUGUUAAGGUUCAUUCAAUAUUGGGUGGUCUUUUCUGAAGGCUAUUAGCAGUGCAGGAGAGAGUGAUUUUCGUCAGGAUCAUGACUGCGAGGGAAGCUUUCAACCUCUCCCUCUCGCUCUCUCUCUGCACACUGUGGUCCAAAUGCAAGCUGUCGGUUAGUUGGCAUUGUUCUUGCUUUUGCUUCGUGCCAUUUGGAGCCCAAGAUGUUAGCCCUGCAAAAGACAUGAAUAAAUCUGCCAUUGAUACUAACUUCUGCUGACCUUCCGGCUGAAAGUAGUCACCACCUCAGAGCUGAGUUUGUGUGCAAGACUGCUAGGUUUCUUCCCAUUACAAUGGUACCUUGGGUUAAGUACUUAAUUCGUUCCUGUUCUUAACCUGAAACUGUUCUUAACCUGAAGCACCACUUUAGCUAAUGGAGUCUCCUGCCGCCGCCGCGCCGCAAGAGCACAAUUUCUGUUCUCGUCCUGAAGCAAAGUUCUUAACCUGAGGUACUAUUUCUGGGUUAGCAGAGUCUGUAACCUGAAGCAUAUGUAACCUGAAGCAUCUGUAACCCGAGGUACCACUGUACAGUACAUUUCUGCCCAUAACACUUUACUGCUAUCUCGUUUGGGAUACAAUUUGGAAUACUCAGCACCAAGCCUCCCAUGAGGUUGGCCACUCUUCAACUUCCCAUGAUGUUUUCGGUAGCAUCUUAGUGGAGGAGAGGGCUUCUUCCUAUCUAGGGAUGUAUCUUGCUCCCAUUGAAUCUGGGAUAAUCUGGAAGUGAAUCAGAUUGUUGCGUAUGGAAAUGCAUGCAUGCAACUAAAAUACUAUGUUUACUGAAUUACAUGCAAAUCAAGGGGAAAAUUAAGAGAAAUCAUUUCUUCCUUUAGAGCACCCUUUCUCAACCUGUGGGUCCCCAGAUGUUGUUGAACGACAACUCCCAUCACCCCUAGCUAGCAAGGCCAGAGCUCAGGAAUGAUGGGAGUUGUAGUCCAACAACAUCUGGGGACCCACAGGUUGAGAACUGCUGCUUUAGAGGAAAAUGUGGUCACUGGUUCUUCCUUAUUUGGUGUACUUGAUACAGUGCUUUCCUACUUUCCCCCCCAGGUAAAAAAGCUCCAAUCCUCUUUCGGAAAGAUAUGAUUGAAUUGAUGAAGGAAGGCUCAGUUGUUGUAGACCUAGCUGCUGAAGCUGGGGGAAACAUUGAAACUACAAAGCCAGGAGAACUCUAUAUUCACAAGGUACUGGUUUCUUAAUAGCCACCAGAUAUUCUUAGUAGCUGCUUUCAGCAGCAGCCUUUGUAAAUGGAGUAAGUCAGGGCCCCACCCACACAUGCCAGUCUUGUCUACACUGACUGGCAGCAGCUCUUCAGUGUUUCUGAUGGGACAUUCCCAGCCGUACCUGGAGAUGACCCCUAGGACCUAUUGUAUGCAAAGCAAAUGGUAUACCAUUGAGCUGUGACCCUUCCCAUUCGUUUGGCAAAAUCAACAUUUAGUACCAUGUUCUUAGAUGCUGAUGUCUAGGAAUGGUUCCCCCCCCCCAACUUUGACUUCAGGAGUUGUGUCUCAGCUUGCUUAUUCAUGAAGCCAUAUUUUUGGUAUCUCCAGGGAAUUACACACAUAGGUUAUACGGACCUUCCCAGCAGAAUGGCCACCCAAGCCAGCACGUUGUAUUCCAAUAACAUCACCAAGCUCCUGAAGGCCAUCAGCCCGGACAAGGAGAAGUUCUUCCUUGACAUAAAGGAUGAAUUUGACUAUGGUACCCUGGACCAUGUUGUAAGAGGAACAGUGGUAAUGAAGGUAAGCUAAUCUAUGUUAUUUUUUAAAUUGGGAGUCCAAGCCUCAGCCUGUUCUUUCUUUUUUCUUUUCUACAACCUGAAUUAAAGCACCUGUAUGUUUUGAAUGUUUUGAAAUUCCCCUGGAUAAUCUGUCAUCAAUGUGCAAGAAGGGUAGUAUUAUUUGUGUUCAACUGCACUAUACAUGCAUUACUUAAUCCUGGGGGUACAUCCAUCAGUUUAGCCUUUUUUGGCUUCAAAUGAACCAAGCAUGUUGAAUGGAACUAAACAGUGCAUUCAGAUGCACACAAUGUUAUCCAGAUAUGAUAUCUGGCUGUUCCUUUGUUAAUUGUUGUUUGUUAAAAAUGCUUGUGCAUAGCUCCUUGCCAGUAUAAUAUACACACACACCAAUCAGCAGAUAAGAUUUGCUUGAGAACCACUUUGUCAAGGCAGGAGAGGAUCGUAGGUCCAUACCUUUGUUGACACUUCCCGGAAGAGUGCUGCAAAUCCCAUAGUCACAGACACCUCUUACUCCUUUUGCCUCUGGAUUUAAGAACUGGCAGGCUAAAUCAUGUCUCUGGGCAGUGGGGGGGGGUCCACUUUAGCCCAGGAGAUUGCAAAUUCUCUGAUCCGUUGGAUAAAACCACAACUGCUUUUUCUCAGGACGGAAAAGUGAUUUUUCCAGCACCACCUCCCAAGAACAUUCCUCAGGCAGCGCCUGUGAAGCAGAAGACUGUGGCAGAGCUGGAAGCAGAAAAAGCAGCCACCAUUACACCCUUCAGGAAAACAAUGACGACUGCCUCUGCAUACACAGCAGGUGAGAAAGCAGCUGCCGUACUCUGGCCACUCUGUGGAACCUGCAUCCAAAGAUGUCCCAGGGCCUAAUAAUGUCUAGAAGUAAAGAUGGAUCUUGCUGUCAAAUUAUAGGGAGCCAGAUAGCUAAUCUUCCCUCUUCCUCUCAGGUCAUUCACCCUUGGCGAAUCCUCUCAGGUGUGUGUGUGUGUGUGUGUGUGUGUGUGUGUGUAUGUGCAUAUGCAUAUCAACUGUGGCUUGCAUUCCUGCAGCCCCCAUCCUCAGUUGAUCCAUACAGUGAGGUGAGAUGGGGAGGCAUUAUUGUCUCCACUCCAUUCAAAUGAUCAAUUCUGUGACUUGGCGUGUGUGAAUGAUUUACAUCCCUAUCGGGUAAAUGGGCUCUGCUCACCCCAGGACUCUUAUUUUUUUGCCACUGCCAAAAUUGGUGGAGGUAGAAAAACUAACUUUGUGUGUGUGUGUAUGUGCAUACAUAUAGAGUUUUCUGAACCAUCAUGCCAUUUAAUCCAUUCUGGGCCUUUAAGCGGGAGAAGGAGAGAGAUGAAAUGUACAUUGCCAGAAAAUAUCAGAAGCAAGGUCUCGCUUUGCUAGUACUUCCCAUGGAUCACGUGCUAUUUAGGCAGCCUGAAAAUGCUAGAAAAAUUACUUUGAGAAAAAUGAAUGACUUUGCCAUCUUUGUAGGACUAGCUGUCUUAGCCACCUUGGACUCCUUUGGAGGAAUGUGUGGGGUACAAAUUUAAUAAAUGAACACAACUGUAGAAACAAAGGGAGGCUGUAUUUUGUCAGUGUUUAAAACUUAGCAUGAAAUCUACCACAUGUUUUCAUUCUUUGCAGGACUUAAUGCUCUCUUGUCUUGCAGGACUCAGUACCUUGCUCGGAUUGGGUGUUGCCGCUCCAAAUUCAGCUUUCACUCAGAUGGUGACAACAUUUGGCUUGGCUGGGAUUGUUGGGUACCACACGGUGUGGGGUGUGACUCCUGCACUCCACUCGCCACUCAUGUCUGUGACGAAUGCCAUCUCAGGUAAUACAAAUGACUGCUUUUUCUGGUUUUGACCCUGACAUUUCUCUGAGGGGUGAUUUGUCACUUAAAAGUGUAAAUGACACCAAACAUACCUGUAUCUGGAAAUGUGUGUCAUAUAGGUGCCCUCAACUGACAGCCAGAGGAUGGGUUGCAGCUCCCUCUUUGUGGGGUAAACGUUGCUGUCACAUAAUGUGUUCACAAGCCUAAAAUGUGGGUUUUAGGUAUGGUUACCAAAAAAUAAGUAAAGCCAACUAAAAGUAUUGUUGGGACACAAGGUAUUACAGACUAGAGUCCUAGAGUCUAUUUCAUCACAUGUACAUUCUGCCUGGAAAUCGGUAGGUUUAUGCACAGUGGAGCCAGGUUUUACACAGUGAUUAACAAAAUGCAAUAUAAUCAAAUGGAAUUAAUUAUGUUUUAGUUCUCUUGUCACCCAAGAAUGGGCUAACGUUUGCAACAUCAGCCAUAUAAAACCCUGGCUUAGCCAAAAGGGUCUUGCAGAGUCCCCUUCAAAGUGCUGAACACUUUUGCAAAGUGCUCUGCAUCAGGUGAUUGAUGAGAUAACUAUCUGGCCAAAUCCAGUUUCCUGCCCUUAUCUAGAUACUUACCACUGUCAUAAUUUGGUAGGUAGUUUCUAGCUGUAUUGCUGGUGACAUUAAGUGUACAUUUGGCAGGGUAGUCCAAUGCAGAUUUGAAAGUACUGUAUUAUCUAGUUAAGACGCAUUCAGACAGCACCUUAUUCCAUUUUCCCUGAUAAUUUUUGUGUUCUGUGUGAUCUUUCACAUAAUAUGAAAUACACUUGUGGAAAUCUAGUGAAAAUUUAGCUCUCAUUUCUAUGUUAACUGCUUCCAGGAAAAAGACCCAUUUGCAACCCCGCUAACCUGGAAAAUUAUGGCAUACAGUCCUUUCUCACCAUUUUCAUGGGUGACCCAUGGAUGCAAAGAAGUACACAUAAACACUAAAGGGUUUGCGUCUGGGUGGUGGUGAAAUGUUCAAUGAUAUUCGCUGUUGUGUCACACCAAACCUGCUGGUGUGAAUGAAAUUUAGUGCAAUCUAUCAGUCAAAAACUCACAGUUCCAUAAGGCAACAGUUAAUGCACAGUAGAAGGAAUGUUAGAAACCAGAACAAGAGCAUUGUAAACAGGAUCACUAACACAACAAUCUCUGUUGGUGUUUGUCAAUUCUUGAAUAGGAGGCAUAUAUAACAACUGGCAUCAAUUUCCCCUGUUGUACAGGAACUUAACUGCUGUUUUCCACCCCACAGGGUUGACAGCUGUUGGUGGAUUGGCACUGAUGGGGGGACAAUAUCUCCCUGAUAAUGUGCCUCAAAGCCUUGCUGUUCUUGCUGCUUUUGUGUCCUCUAUCAACAUUGCAGGUAUGGACUAUCUUUUGGCUUUCUUGCUUAUUGCCUUUAGGAAUGUUGAACCAAAACAGUGAUGUCACAAAUUGCAGUGGCCAAGAGGUAUGGUAUGCUUGUGUAUCCAAAUUGAGAGAAACCAGUGAAAUACGUUUCUGACCGAUUGCUGUGAUCCUCUAGUUAUUUGUUCAUGAGAAACCUGAGUCCUUAAGCUUGUGCAGUGGCAACAAGAUCCAUCACUAGUCCUAAUGUCACCAUUAUAGAGCAAGGACCAUAUAGCUCAGGGGCAGAAUGUUUGCCUUACAUGUUUGCCUUGCAUGCAGGUCUUAGGUUCAAUCACUGAUAUCUCCAGGUAGGGCUGGGAGAGGCUUCCUGUCUGAAACUCUGGAGAGCCACUGACCGUCCAUUUAAACAAUACUGAGCUAAAUGGACCAAUGGGUAUAACUCGGUACGGUAAAAGCAACUUCCUCAGUGAGCUGAGGUCAUGAGGAGGAUGACUUUGCCAGUGUUGGAGAGCUUUUCCAUGAACUGCCUUAGACUGAGCCAGACCCUUGGUCCAUGUAGCUCAGCAUUGUCUACACUGACUGACAGCAGAUCUCAAAGGUUUCAGGUAGGAGUUUCUCCCAGCCAUACCUGGUGGGGAUUGAACCUAGGACCUUCUGCAUGCAAAGCAGAUGCUCUACCACUGAGCUGUCACCUUUCCAUUCCAGGCCUGGCUUGCUCUGCUAUUUAUCCACAAGCUAUCAGCAGCACUGUAUUUUUCUCCUGCUCCAACAUAUAUGCACUGAGGUCCUCUUGGACCUCUGGUUUUGGCAUGUGUUGAUACCAUGCCACUCACAUGGACCAUGCCCCAGUCAGUAAUAGCUAAACAUUUGUUCUGGUUCUGAUUUCAGCCUCCCCCUCUUGCAUGCAUCAUAUAAUAAUUCACAAUAGCGUGAGGACAAACCUGUCAGGAACCACAGUCAGGAACUGCGUAGGUCAGUAAUAAAAAACACAGUGCCGUUGAAGUUAGCUCUUCACUCAAGAGACCAAAACAGCUCAUGCCUUGUGAUCCCAGCAACUGUUCCCAGUAUGUCUUGCCCCAAUGCAGCAGUUAUGAGGACUGAAGGUCCCCACCUUCCCACAGCUGCCUGACCCCUCCUCUCUGGGUUUUUCCCCAGCAGUCGCAGAUUGCAUCUGCGCACAACCAAUCUCUCCCCUGCCCUUUUACAUUUCUCUCUGUGUUCUGGGUGAACAGGGGUUGAGGGAAGCUGGUCACAGCAAGAGGCGAGACUCCCUGGAUUCUUCAGCAGCCGGCCUCUGUCUCCUGUGCCCGCUCCUGCCUCUGAGUCUGGUCUGCCCUCUGCUGCAGACUCUUCGUGCUCACUCAACCCUGUUGCCUCCACCUUCCGACACCCCCCCCCCCGUCUGCCCCUUCUUCCCUCUCUGAUCACUCAUCAUCAUCCCACCACCAAUCCCUGGGCUCUGAGCCAUCUUCCCUUGGGGGGGGGGGUUCCCCAGCUGUUGCCUCUCCCCACUCCUCGGCAUCCAGCCAGUCCAUGCCAGCAACCUAGGAGAGGCUGAGAGUUUAUUAUUAAAUGGAGGCUUAAACUUCAGAACAAUUGCCCAUGUUCCUAGCAUUCAAUAAUACCAUUAUGCUGGUUUCGAAAUCUAAAUAUUCUUUUCUUUUCUUUAUGGGAAAGGUGGUUUCCUAGUCACGCAGAGGAUGCUGGAUAUGUUCAAGCGCCCCACUGAUCCCCCCGAAUACAAUUACUUGUACCUGUUGCCUGCUGGCACUUUUAUAGGAGGAUAUGCAGCAGCUCUCCAUAGCGGAUAUAACAUUGAACAGGUAAGAAGAUCUCUUGGGGACCCAGGGUACCAUUUUCUUUCGUUGCAUACAGAAAAUGUAAAUUGGCAGUUUUCGGGGGCAUAUUACAGACUGCACGCACACCCCCCUCCCCCCCCAAUCAACAUCUAGGAACUGUAGUUUUUAAAUGGUGCUGAGAAUUGUAUUAUUUCUGCAUGUGUGUGCUUUAAAUGCAUGCUGUGUGAGGCUGAAUUCUAUCUACCUAAGAGAGUCAUUCCUCCCCCCAUUUUUUUUUUUUGCUGCAGCUUGCCCCAAUUCUUCUGUGGUGAAAACACUGCAGAACCUUUGGGAAUGGCACAUGAUAAUACAAACAAAUUGCUAAUGCAGAGAAGAUGAGGGUUCUUAAACCCCCAUUCUAAGUAAAGAAUAGGACCCACGUAUUUUGGUUUGGCUUAGUAGGCAGCCAUGGCUUGCUGUCUCCACCAAGUCCUCCUAAGAGUCCUUUAGCUUGUACAGUGGAAGGGCAAAGUGGAUAUUUGUCACUUGGCUUCAGAGAGAGGCAGAAGCAAGCAGGAAAAACGUGCAUGUCUUCUGCCUUCUCUGAGGCUCCCAGCCCAAAGCAAGAGCCGGAGGACUUCAAGGGAGAUAAGAUCUGUUCUUAUACUUGGCACGGUGAAGAAUGCCGUUCCCCAACCAAAUUCAUUGCAGCUCGUGCCAGAAUGCCCCAGUUGUGCCAACGUAUUUAGUAAUCCUGCAGUUGUUCCAUAUAAUUGCAGUGAGUGCAAUAUAUCAUUCUUUGCAGCAAAUUAUGUGCUUUGGCAUUCAGCAUCCUGGUUCUGUUUGGUAUACACAAACAGUCCUGGUUUACUCUCCUUUUACUCUCCUUCCAAGUAUGUCUUUGGAUUUGAAGUCUGUGGAUGAGGCCUAUAUUACCCUCUCACCCUCUAUUUUUUUGGGGGUACAGUGUCUUUAUAUUGCAGGUGCUUUAUAUGUUUUUUCGAAAACUCUUAUUAUUAUUAUUAUUAUUAUUAUUAUUAUUAUUAUUAUUUAUUUUCACUUCUUAAGAUGAUCUACCUGGGUUCAGGCUUGUGCUGUGUCGGUGCUCUGGCUGGCCUCUCCACCCAAGGAACAGCUCGGCUUGGCAAUGCUUUGGGCAUGAUAGGUGUUGCUGGGGGCAUGGCAGCUACUCUCGGAGGCCUAAAACCAUCCCCUGAGCUGCUGGCGCAGAUGUCGGGCGCAAUGGCUCUUGGUGGCACCAUAGGUGAGUGCAGAGCUAAAACACCACCUGGUUUUAGGAAAAACUCUGAACGUAGCACAGUGUCUUUUUUUUUUUUUGCAGUUGAGCCUACUGUAGGUGAUGCCAUUUUUUCCUGUCAGGUGUCUUCAUGCUUUAGAGAUGUGGGGAAACUUGUUUUCUUUUUAGCAGAUAAAGCAGGGUGGAAAACUGUUUUCAGCCCACAGUGGUGAGUGGGGGCCAUGGGCAAAGGGGAGAUAGGAGAGAUGUACAUUUUGUGAUUACAGUGGUACCUCGGGUUACAGAUGCUUCAGGUUACAGACGCUUCAGGUUACAGACUCUGCUAACCCAGAAAUAGUACCUCAGGUUUAGAACUUUGCUUCAGGAUGAGAACAGAAAUGGCGCGGCGGCAGCGGGAGGCACCAUUAGCUAAAGUAGUACCUCAGGUUAAGAACAGUUUCAGGUUAAGAACGGACAUCCAGAACGAAUUAAGUUCUUAACGCGAGGUACCACUGUACACAGUAGGCAGCGGCUGUUUCUGGUUGUCCAGCAGGGCCCACCAGCAGAGGAUAUGGGGCCUACUAUAACCCUCUCAUGCUUUGAGCUGGCCCCAACCUUCACAAUACUUUGAGAUGUGUUCCUUAUAUUUCUUUAUAGUUCUUCAGCUCAUUUUGAGCAUAUUACACUAAUCCUGGCCUGACUGCACUUGCUGUCAGUUAGUUUUUGGAGCCAGUUCAAAGUGCUGGGUUUGACCUAUAAAGCCUUAAAUGGCUCGGGGCCACAAUACCUCAAGAACUUUCUUUCCCCAUAUGAACUGACUUGGACCCUGUGGUCAUCAUCUGAGGCCCUUCUUCAUGUACCUCUUCCACAAGAGGUCCAGAGGGCAGCAACACGGGAACAGGCCUUUUCUGUGGUGGUUCCCCAUUUGUGGAAUGCACUCCCUAGGGAGGCUUGCCUGGUGCCUUCAUUAAGUAUUUCUUAGACACCAGGGGAAAACAUUUCUCUAUAACUAGGCCUUUGAAACGUUGUGUAGUCUUUUAAAUGUGCUUGUGGGAGGGGGGGUAUUGAUUCGUUUUUACCAUUUUAUUAUGUAUUUUGUGUUCUCAUUUUGUAUUUUUAUGUUGUGAACCGUGCAGUGAUAUUUGGAUGAAGGGUGGUAUGCAGAUCAAACAAACAACAUGCUUUAUAUGCUCUGUCAAGACAAGCAAGAGCCAUCAUCAGAGUUAAAGGACACAGUCCAUGAAAUUGUAGAGGUGUUUGAAGUCAGGAGUAGAAAAUAACUGGGGAAAAAAGCUCCUUAGUUUCUUGGAUAAUAGGUGCUGACUUUGCUUAAAUCAGGUAUGAUGCCCUCCAGAUGUUUUUGGACUACAGCUCCCAUCAUCCUUGACAAUUGGCCACACUGGCUGAGGCUGAUGGGACUUGCAGCCCAACAUCUGGAUGGGACUAUGUUGGCUGUUGCUGGCCUUCUUGCAGUUGUGUCCAGCACUUCCUAUAUUAUUAUUUUUAGGCUUGAAAUGCAAACCAGAGACUGUACAUUUGUGCUAAUGCUGAAGAAGCUUUUGUAUUGUAGUGCAUGCUGUCUCUAGCUUAGAUGUUCCUGCAUUGCGGGACAGCUUCCUCAUUACACACCACAGCAUCUGAUGGUUUACUACUUUUGUCUUGACAGGUCUGACAAUUGCCAAACGUAUCCAGAUUUCGGAUUUACCUCAGUUAGUAGCUGCUUUCCAUAGCUUGGUUGGCCUGGCUGCUGUCCUCACCUGCAUUGCUGAGUACAUGAUUGAGUAUCCUCACUUUGAUACUGAUGCAGCUGCAAACCUCACCAAGAUUGUGGCCUACCUUGGCACAUAUAUUGGAGGUGUAACCUUCAGUGGCUCUCUCGUCGCUUAUGGAAAGCUCCAAGGUAAAUUUGCUUCUCUUCCUUUCCCUUCCCUUCCUGUCCCUUGGCAUAUUCUAUCCAUCUUUGUACUCAUGAUUGCAUACUCUUUGGUAUGCAUGUAUGCAUACCAUUCCUCUUUGGUUUGGUUUUGGCUCAGGUGGUAAGCCUGUGUCCUGGAUCCAUAUCAGACUGCAGGUGUAGAUUCAAGUUGAUCGAAUACAUUUUCACAUAUAAGAGAUUCACUUGCAAAUAGAAAGCUAACAUGUAUGGCUGUGAUAGAGCCAUUCUUCCUGACAUCUAGGGCAGGGCUGGGGAACCUGCAGCCUUCCAGAUGUUGUUGGACGAUAACUCGCAUCAUUUCUGACCAUUGUUUGUACUUUCUGGAACAGAUAGGAGUUGGCGCCUGGCAACAUCUGGGGGGCCACAGGUUCCCCAACCCUGCUGUAGAGAUUUACCAGCUGCUGAAUCAGGGCCUGGUUGUUGCCAGUCCAGCAAUUCUUGGUUGACCCACAGAGCAGCUUCUGAUUCUUUGCCUGAGGUGCCUUUCUCAUGGGAGCCUGGAAUAAUAAACUGCUGGGACAUAACAUCUGAAGUGGAAAGCCUGCUUUUAUACACAGAGCCUCCCUACACAAUACAUUUUCUCGGUGAUCUGGGUUUUAAGUUUUGCAGAGAGCUUGUGUGUUUAGGGGAUGCACCCUGCUUCAGACAUUAUGCCCCAACAUUGCAAUGGAGGGGGUGAGAGCAGCCUUAGAUUUGGGGGGAUGGGUCUAAAAAAUUGGCACAUUCUUGGCCCCUUCAUGCAAUUACACCGCAGGUAACCCUCAUGUUAUCUUGUUUUCUGGGAGAUGUACCAUGGGCUGUGGCUAUUACUUCAUGUCCCACCUAUGAACUUUCUAUGACACAUAGGUGUCCAUACUUGGAAGCAGAAUGUCAUACUAGAUGGACCAUAGGUCUGAUCAAUCAAAGCAAUUCUUAUGCUCAUUGUUUGAAGUAUAUAAUUGGAAGAUGUUAUGGACUAGGUGUGGAGAACCAUUGGGCCUCCAGGUGUUGCUGAACUGCACCUCCCAUCAUCCCUGGCCAUUGGCCAUGCUUGCUAGGGCUGAUGGGAGUUGUAGUUCAGCAAUGUUACCCACACCCAUUUCAGGCCUAGUAUUUUAUUGCUUCUGGAACCCUAUUGAAGAAAACAGCUUCUAUACCAGCUUCCUGUUGAUGCUGCCCAUGGAAGAUGGGGUUGAUAUUGGGCCAACAGUUGUGUAGAGCAGAUGGAAAUAGAAAAGGAACUUGAUAUUGGGUCUGUGGGCUUCUGCCUCCUCCUAAAGCUGCUGAUUUUCUAAAGCUGCCAAUUCUAGGAAUUGAAAGAUUUCCUUCCUUAUUUGCUUACUGCAGGUAUCCUGAAUUCUGCCCCCCUCCUCUUACCAGGCCGGCACUUAUUGAAUGCCGGCUUACUCACUGCAAGUGUGGGAGGAAUGAUUCCCUACAUGAUCGAUCCUAGUUACACAACUGGACUGACCUGUUUAGGGUCAGUGUCUGCUCUAUCUGCUGUUAUGGUAAGCAUGGGAUUUGAAGGCGGUGAUUUGGAAUGCCGUGCUAGUGAAAAUGCCAAACUGUAAACUGGGAUGCAGAAAAAUCACAUUUGUUACUAGGCAUGCUAAACUCCUACAAAGCUGAAGUAAGGUAGGGGUUAUAAGCCAGCUAGUUGUAUGGCUAUGGAGAACCCUAAAGUUUCCAGACAGAGCAAUGCAAAGAAAUCAGUGUGGUAUCUUUUUAUUCCACAGUUUAGCCACCUGUGCUCCUUGACCUAAUUUGAUGUGAAGGUGGGAGAAAUGAAAUAGGGAAGGGAGGGAGUGGACCCACUCUUUUUGAGCUUUGACCCCACCCACUGUGAUGUGUGACCUCCAGAAGAUUACCUCUGAGGGAAUGCAGACCUUGACAAAAAAAAGGGCUGUCCACCCAUUCUUUUGUUUUUUUGGAACAACAUUUGUUGGCUUAAAGCAUGGGUAGGCAAACUAAGGCCCAGGGGCCGGAAAUCUGGCCUGCAGAUGGUCUGGGAAUCAGUGUGUUUUUACAUGAGUAGAAUGUGUCCUUUUCUUUAAAAUGCAUCUCUGGAUUAUUUGUGGGGCAUAGAAAUUCAUUCAGAUCCCCCCCCCCAAUAUAGUCCUGCCCCCCCACAAGGUCUGAGGGCCAGUGGACCAGCCCCCUGCUGAAAAAGUUUGCUGACCCCUGGCUUAAAGAGUACACAAAGUUUACACGUGACUAGUAAAAGUGAAGUUAAUGGAUAGUCAGCAAAUAAUAAGUAGAAUUGCAUAACAGUUAUUAAAACAAUGGUUUGGUCUUGGCAUGGUGUUUCAGUGACCUUCGUGAAUAAUUUAGAUACGCUUGAAAAGGACUGUGGAGAUCAUUCAGAAUUGUUUUGAGCAGAAUUGAUACGCCAGUCUGCUUUUCAUUUAUUGGUUUCAUUUCCAUUCCACAGGGCGUCACUUUAACAGCAGCCAUAGGCGGGGCUGACAUGCCCGUCGUCAUUACUGUACUGAACAGCUAUUCUGGCUGGGCACUCUGUGCUGAAGGAUUCCUGCUCAACAACAACUUGCUAACAAUUGUGGGCGCACUUAUUGGCUCUUCUGGUGCCAUCCUGUCUUAUAUCAUGUGUGUGGUAAGGAAAACGUAGACAUGUGCUUUCUCCUGUCAACCCACUGAGAAGACUGAAUAAUUCUUUGUGUGUGUGUGUAUGUGGAAAAGUUUUGUGUUGUAACUUCAGUCUUUGUGUUUUUAACUUGUUCAUUCAUGUCAUUUUCCACCCACCCUGGUUUCUCCCCAUGGCUCUUUUUCUUUUGUAGCUGUUUGCCCAAUGCAGAGUACAGAUUCUGUCUUUUAAAUCCUUAAAGCACAUUAUAUCCUCAAAGCUGUGAAGCCAGGACUCAUGAACAUGGUAUUUAUACUGAUGUAGUAUGCCAUGCAUUUGAAUCCGUUCCUUAGUUGCUGGGCAUGCAGCCAGGGUGAUUUCUCCUUAUUUAUUUUUGCUUGGCUAACUUUUCGUUACUUAAAAUGUUACACAUCGAUGUACUGUUCACAGAAACUCCAAACAUAUUCUGUUUUGCUUAGGGAGAGAACUAAAAUGACUCUGCUUGCAACCUGCAGGUUUUUUAUUUUAUUUUAAGUAACAUUAAGGGUAUAACUUGGAUGGCCACUGCGUGGCAGCAAAUCUGCAUGAAUGAAUCACUAAUGCAUCUGGAACUUCUUGUAGACAUUAAAUCGUACUGGUGGCUUAUACUGUACUGCAAGACUGUUAGCUCUUUCUCACCCCCUUCCUGUUUUGUUUGGUUUUUAUAAAUUAAUAGGUUAGCAUUGUUUCCAGUUCAUCUCCAACUUUUUCAUCUUUCCUAGUCCAUGAUGUGAUUUGUCUCCUUGUAUCUUCCAACGACCUGAACUUUGUUACCGUCUGUUGCCUUUGGGAAAGACUCAUGUUUGAUAUUGCAUAAUGAUGUCACCUUGAGGCUUGGACAACUAUCGGAAAUAAAAACUUGGAGAAAGCCACAGAGGGAGAACUUAAAAAAAAAAAUUAAAAAAUGCUGAAGUUUUUCUUCACAAAACUAUAUUUGUUGCAUUUGAUUUUUAAAAGACAACUUGUUUAAAGCAUUCAGGGUUUUUGUUUUCGCCUCCCCUAGGCCAUGAAUCGCUCUCUUGCUAACGUGAUCCUUGGUGGAUAUGGCACUACUUCGACAGCUGGUGGGAAACCCAUGGAAAUAACCGGCACGCAUACAGAAGUGAAUGUGGACAGCGCCGUUGACAUGAUAAAGGAAGCCAACAAUAUCAUCAUCACUCCUGGUAAAACUGACGCUGCUGCUCAAGACUACUGCUUUUGUAGCCUGUGCCAUGAGACCCAGAUUCUGUGUGAUGAACAGUAUCCGUAAAUUAAGAACAUUUGCUCUGCUACAGUAAUACAAAUUGUGGAAGACAAUGGCCAAGCCAAUACUGUUACCAACCUAACUUCAUAUCCACACCUAGUGCCUAGUGCCUUAUUAAAAUGAAACAACAACAACAACAUAUACAGUGGUACCUCGGGUUACAUACGCUUCAGGUUACAGACUCCGCUAACCCAGAAAUAGUACCUCGGGUUAAGAACUUUGCUUCAGGAUGAGAACAGAAAUCGUGCAGCAGCGGCAGCAGGAGGCCCCAUUAACUAAAGUGGUGCUUCAGGUUAAGAACAGUUUCAGGUUAAGAACGGACCUCCGGAACGAAUUAAGUACUUAACCCGAGGUACCACUGUAAUUUAUUAUUUAUACCCCGCCCACUUUGGGCUGCUUCCAACAGAAUAUUAAAAACGUGCUAAAACACCAAUCCUUUAAAACUUCCCUAAACAGGGCUGCCUUCAGAUGCCUUCUAAAGGUCAGAUAGUUGCAUUUCCAUGAAUAAAUAAUCUUAAGUGUUUGGCUUCUCUCCCUAUCAUUCCUUGUAUUACUUGCUGCAUUCAGGCAAUACCCACACCAUACAUUUCAAGCACAUGGCUUCCCUCAAAGAACCCAGGGAACUGUAGUUUCUCAAAAGUGUCAAAAGUGAUGGAAAUUUUAGCCUGGGUGUCAUAAAUUGUACUUCCCGGUUAGCAGCAGUAUCCACUGUUAUUGGGGCCAAUCAUUUCAUUAUCACCUGUACUAAAACAAAAACCCUAACCAUCACAUAAUGGUUUCUCUGGUUGAAGUUUCUCUGGUUGAAGAUUGGAUACAUGGGAAAGUAAAGACAACCAGCAUGGUUAAUUUAGUUUGUGUGUUUCUCUCCCUGUCCAUCAGUUAACCUGGCAAACAUGUGAGGCAUUGGUAAAGCACUUCACAUCAUCUGGGCUUUUCUGCUUCUCCACAGGUUAUGGUCUUUGUGCAGCAAAGGCUCAAUAUCCAAUUGCUGACUUAGUGAAAAUGCUGAAGGAACAAGGCAAGCAUGUCAGGUGAGUAUUUUUUGGCUGGGAAGGGAAAUAGUGCACAGAGGAUCAGGUGGUUUUAUUGUUUUGAAAACCACAAAGAGGUUUUGAUGAUUAAGCAGCCUCAUUGAGACGAUUGUAUUUGCAGCUGAAGAACCCUUGCCGUUCUGCGUGCAGUUCCUUCACUUCUUCCUCACAGAAGCCAGGAAAUGACGCAAUAUUCAGUUAACCAUAGUUUCCUGUUAAUAUUGGAACCAGGGAACUGUGGUCAGUGGCUUCCUGACAAGUUAAGGCAUGAAGCCGAAUUUACACCAUGGUUGCAUACUCUACCCUGUUUGGGAGCUGUUCAUAGUUUGCUGAAGACUCUUUGGCUUGUUACCCAUUCAUGCAGGGUAGCAUCAAAGCAGCUGCACAUGGGGCCAUGAGUCUUGUUCAUAUUUUGGCUUAUUAAGCCAAGAUGUAACCAUCCAAAUGUAGAUACUGUGUUAGGGGAACAUCUCUCUCCUUCAGUAUCUUAUCUAUACAUAUACAUAAACACACACACACACACACACACACACAAGCUUUUUUUUAGUGGUAGCAUCUGCUUUGACAUUUUGUUUUGUUGUUUACAAGCAAGUGGCAUGGAAAUUUUAUGAAAUAAAUAUAUCCUAAAGCCCACUCUUUUGAAGUAAGUCAAGAGUUUAAGGAAAAUCAGUUAAUAAUAAUAAUAAUUUUUAUUUAUUUAUUUAUUUAUUUCCGCCCUUCCCGGUUCAGAAAACCGGGCUCAGGGCAGCUAACAACAAAUUUAAAACACUUAAUUGUAAAAGCAGCAUAAAAUACAGUAUAAAAACAUGAAUAACAAUAAAAUUCAAAAUUCAGAAAUCAGUUUGGGGGAAAUCCAUCUAAUAAGCAUUAGAUAGUCACCAGGGCUAGCUGGCUGAAUUAGUCGUACUUGGGCCAGCAAGGCGGCCGGGGAGAAUUAGCUGUGGGGUCUCAGAGUGGGUAAUCUUCGUAAAAGGGGAGGGAAGAGAAGGGAAAUAAAAGAUCAGGCUGAAUUCAAAUUAAGAGCAAGGUGGAAUAGCUCUGUCUUACAGGCCCGAUGGAAGGAGGUUAAAUCCUGAAGCGAUUAAGGCUAUUUUCUUCUACCCAAUGUUUCUUUGUUUAUAAUAUGAACAUGUGCAUCCUAUGUUGUAAAUUGGGGUUCUAAGCCCAAUUUGAGGUGCUGGUAUUCACCUGUAGAACCAGUGCAUUUUCCCUGGGGGUACUCAGGGGUACAUAGUACUGGCAUGCCAAAGCACUGGUUAAAAGUGUGGCACUUAACUGUAACAACUUCAUGGUGAGUACCGGCACAUUUUUUUCUAGAAGAAAAGCACUGUGUAGAACCAGAAACAACUUGGGACCAAGUUAUCUAACUUCACCAUUUAGCCUUGCAGCUCCUUGUAUGCCUGCUCCCAAGUGAGAUAAAAUAUAUAGGCGGAUGUGAGAGGAACUUUCUGGUGGUAGCUCCACAACUAUGGAACUUUCUCUAGGGUAGGAUGCAAAUUUCUCCUUCUCUGCUGGCCUUUCUCAUCUAUGCUAGAUGGUUUUCUCACAAAUGAUUAUGUGGCCCUAAAGAGUUUUAAAUUGGCGUAUUUGAAGUCUAAGGCUUAGCUGGCUUGAUCUUGGUUUGAUUAGGUCUUCUAUUAUUAAAGCUGAUUCUGUGGUUCUUAAUUUCAGGAACAACACGAUGGUUUUUGUAAUCCUCUGCUUGUUUGUGGUGUGUGUAUUAAUACCGCAUGGACACUGCCUUCUAUAGAUAAUCAUUUGGAGUGGGGGGCAUGAUGGCAUUAUUGUUGACCACUUUUUCAUUUGGCUGAACGUGGGUUGAUGCUUAAAAUGCCAGAACUGCUUGUGCUGCCCAUUGAAUUCCUUUGAAAUAUGGAGCUGCUGUUGGAUCUUCCAACAAUUAAUACAAAAUGGGUUUUGCCGCUUCCAGAGAAGUGUAAAUGUUGCUAUCGUUUAGGGAUAAUUCUGACAUUUCAGGUGUGGCAUGACCAUGCUUGCUACUGUGUUCUAAGCCACAAUCACUUCUUUAUAACCCAGGAGUGUGGCCCACCAACUUUUAACAAAACAGAGUGCUUGCUAUUCUCUCUCUCUCUCUCUCUCUCUCUCUCUCUCUCUCUCUCUCUCUUCCACCCACCUUUUCUUUCCCUUUGGCUCCUGUGUGAGCUAGUGUUUCAGUCCCCACUCCCACCCCAUUUUCUUCUUAAAAACUCAAAGCACUAAAGACUUUCCUUUCUGCAUCAGCUCUAUACAGAAUAAAUGUGAAUGGAGUAGAUGAUAGAGCCCAUUUUGGCAAGCGUUUGCCACAGCGGUUACCUGAAGGGAUUUAUAUGAAAGAAGUCUGUAUUUACUGUUUGCGGCAUGUUGGGUCUUUCAGCACGUUCUGGUGCACCCAUGGCGUUCAUUGAGUGCAGCUGCUUGCCCUGCGCUUCCUGCCGGCCCCACAGAGCCUCAGGACAGCGCCGCGUCCCAGAUGCGGUGGCAUUGCCUGCACAUCUGUGACAAAUAAAUGCCAGCACAGUCAUGCGAUGGUCAUCAAUGUAUAAUACCUGUGCUGCGCCAAGAAAAAAUUGCAUCUGUCAUCCUGAUGGCACGCCUGAUGUCUGUGAUUCAGAGACGCUGUGAUUUUGGUGAGCCUUGCUCAUAGCCAUAACAUGUUCCAGAAAAGGGGGAAAAAACCCUCAGAGAUUGUGUAACAUGUAAUGUUAAUACUGAGACUUGCGACUCAGAAGCGUAGGAGAGAUUUUGGGAGGGAAACAGCAUUUCCUAACAUCACCAUUUGACAUAAGGUUUUCCUUUGCAGUCGGGUUGCAUCUUUAACGUAUUACUAAAACCAGGCAAAAAAAAAUAUGUGCCUGUAACAUAAGUUCCUGCUGUUUUCUCCCUGUCUGUAUCUUACUGCGUAAUACAGUAAGUAUCUUGGUGAUGGAUGUGCUGUGUUUCUCAAGGAAGCGUUUCCAAAGACAUUUCCCCCCUUGGUUUGAUUUUUGCCGGAAGCCUAAUGGCUAAAUAACUUGCAGGGAAAAACAGGAGCAGGCUCUUUCGAUAAGCACUGGGUUCAAAGUGAGGUGGUAGCAAACCUCUGCCUGCACUGUUCUUUUAUUUUGAGAUGGUUGUUGCAUUAGAUGCUGGUAUUAAUUGAACGAUGAAAGCAGAAAGCAGCCACCAUCCACCAAGGUUGUGAUCUUAAGAGCACAGUUGCUUGCAACCAAGUCCCAUUGAAGUCACGGAAGUUUUUAACAAAGGAAAAAUGGAAUUGGAAUUGAAGUAUCAGAAAAUUACCCUCUAGUUGGGGAGGCAUCAUUUCCAGCCUCGCUUUCCUGAAAGGGAAGCAAAUGGUAUGUGACAAAUAGAGAGCAGGCACACUGACUUCCAGCAUCAUCAGUCAAGGCAGCAACAAACAAACACCCACUACUGCCAUCGCCACCCAUGGGCUAGGGACAAGAAUCACACUGAACAAGGAUGGGAAAGGGGGUCAUAGCAUGUCUCCAACAACAGAAAAGGGGGUUUUCAGGUCUAUUUGUGAGUUCUUUUUUAUAAUAUUUUUUAUUAAUUUUAACAUAUAAAUUAUAAAAUAUACCACAAAACUUAUCACUUAUACAAUCUUUUUAGACUUCCAUCAGCACCUCUGAUGAUCCACCGUUUUAACCACUUCUUAUGCAUUUCUUAACUUUAUAUUGCCUUUACAUCUCUUAACAAAUCAUCCUCCCCCUUGUCCAUUUUUACAAUACUUCUAAUAAUACUCCUCACAAAACUUCUUGCAACCCUACAAACGUCGUCUGUUCUUCACAAUUACUUUUCAAAUAGUCCGUAAAUUUAUUCCAGUCUUCUGUGAAUUUUUGGUCUCGCCGGUUUCAAAUCCUUCCUGUUAGUUCAGCUAAUUCUGCAUAGGUCUAUUUGUGAGUUCUUAGAGGUGAACUGUUGAAGGCAUUAUACUGUGGAUCCCAAGUAGGGAGAGCACUGUUGUGGUCAUGUCCCAUUUGCAGGCUUCACACAGGCAUCGGCUGGACUAGAUGAGCUUUUGACCCAAUUCAGCAGGACUCUUCUAAUGUAUGUUGACUGCUGGGGUAAACAAGUUGCCCAACUAGAUUGGCUUUUUGACCUGAUUCAACAGGGCAGCUCUGGCAUUUUUACAAAGGAAAGUGUGCUCUGCAUCUGCUCCAAGUUGUUCAUUCCCAGGGCCUAUGUUGUUCUUUAAAACCAGAUUCUGGAUCUGAUCUCAGGCUCUUAUUGAGCCCUUGGUAGGGUGUAAUAUUUCAUGCAAUUCCCGGUUCUAUAAGGCAGGUCACUGUUUCCAUUUUUGCAGACUGGGAAUUCUGGUGUGAGCAACACCAUCAUUCAUCCGUUCCACUGCAUGCAUGGGAGUUGGGAUUUGAACCCAAGUCUCUAUGGAACCAUGCUGACUUUUGUUGGCUCUGCACCAUUAAUAUAUUAGGGCCCUGAAGGCUCCUUUUUUUUUUAGUUUACAGUACUCUUUAGGAUUCUUUUAAAUAGUCUGUGUAAACUAUUUUCACUCAAUUUAAUGUUCUUCACAAUAUGUUAUAUGUCUUGUUUGAAACAUUGAAAUGUUUCACUAAUUCAGCCUACUAAAUGCCACUUCUAAAAUUUAGAAUUCAUGUAACAUUGAGAACAGGUGAACAAGUAUUAUCACAAACAGUAUUCCCCCCCCACCCGAGUACUUAAACUGCAGAAUGUAAAUAUGCCCCACUGAAGGCAUAAGAUAAACACCACAAACCUUGUAAGUCAAAGGUUUAGUGUCUCGCAGCUCCAGAACACAGCUUAAUUAACAACUGUUUGUACCACUCCACCAUAGCCAAGCCCUGUACCCUAAAAUACACAUGACUAUUUGGACAUUGCGAUGCAGUUAUACUCCAGGGAUAUCAGAAGCAUCUGGAAAGAGCUGUAAAUCCUUUCACAGUUCUCCUCCUCCUGUGUCUACACGUUGCAUACAAUGAGUUGCAAAACUCUGUUGUUCAGUUAGUUAUUUAUAGGAAACUUCUCCCUGACUUUUCUGCUAUACACAGCACCCAAGGUGGCUUGGCAGUUAGGUCUAACAGCUGUGAUAAGGACUGUGCUUUGUUUUUUAAUUUAUUAUUGCACUGGGAAUCCUGCCUUUCCUCCAGAGAAUUCAUGGUAGGCUACACAGUGUGCCCUGGUGGUCCUCCUGCACAGGAAGUGCCUGGACCACAGACUGGACUUGCUUAACUUCUGGAAAGUUGCAGAAUGGCCUCCGGACAUGCCCUGCUUCCAUUUUGGCCCAUAAGUAGAUGCACUAAAGAUCUCUACUCACAAGUUCCAUUCCAGCAUUCCUCACACUCCCCAAACUGUGUUUUUGCUGCGUUAGCAGCACUGAAGUGUAUUGACUGUUAGAGGAGGGGGUAGUACCUCUGGCAGAGAACAUGAUGUCCUCCUUCUUGGGGUAGUUUGUGCUUUUAAUGCCUAGUAUGGAUGUGGCCAAAGACUCUGGCUCUAUCCUCACAAGGACAACUUCCUCAAAAAUUGGGGCCAUUUCCAGCCUUUCUCUAAAAUGUACUUAAACUUAACCACAGUUCAAACUCUUACUUUGCUUAGCUUAUCAUUGGAUGGGGCUCCAGUGCUGGCUACGAAUUUGGCAGAUGCACAGGACGUUCUUUAGGGGUGUUAUUUAUUUAUUUAUUUAUUUAUUUUUACAACUCAGCGGUGGAGAAGCCCCACUGGUGUGUGCGAGGCUGCCCAACUGGAAUACAGCCAGAGGUCCUUAUUGUAAAAAGCUGGAAAUAAUAGGCUUUCACUGCACUGACACAAUGGAAGUUCAUGCGUCCAACCCGUCACAGAAUUUGUCUGCUGUAAUUUAAUUAAUAAUCUUAUGUGCAAAUAGCGAUUCUUGUAGCUUCUGCCAAAAUUUCUGAGACAUAAGUGAUCCUAGUAAGCUACAUCUGCUCGAUGCCUAUCUCUGCUUGCUCAAUAGCAUUUCUGAGCACUGCUAAGAGUUAUAAAUUUGCUGUGUAACAUGCUCUGCUAGCCACUCUGCCUCUGAUUAUCCCGGUGCGUGCAAUCUCUCUCUGUUCCCAGUAUCCACUUGGUUGGCAGUUUUCCUAGAAACACACUCUCUGUUUUCAUCAGAAAUAUGAUAUGAAUGAGAGAACAUAUGAACAUCCUUAGGAGUGUUGUGCUUGCUUGGAAUACAUGUGAAUCAGAGUUUAGAGAGGACAGACCCCAGAGACAGGAACCUGUAAAGGGAAAUGAGAGAUUACAAGUUUUGUAACCUGUAAUGCGUUCAACCCAGGCUUCUCUGCUUGUGGUGAGGCAUAAGGGGUGUUUGUACCUUGCAUUCGAUUCAUGUGCCAUCUGUACAAAAAUAGUUGAGCUCCACACCCACAGUUUUCCACAUGCAGUUUCAGGGGUGUUGUAUAUUCAUUCAGCUGUUCACACGUAAUGCUCAAUGAGUGUUCACUCUGUGUACACAAUGGCUGAACUGUUUAAAUAACAAUCGCAUGCUGUUUUUCACAAACACUGAGAAUAAUAUAAUAUAAUGCGGCAGCUAGACUGGUGGCUGGGAGCGGCCGCCGAGACCACAUACCACCAGUCCUGAAAGACGUACAUUGGUUCCCAGUACAUUUCCGAGCACAAUUCAAAGUGUUGGUGCUGACCUUUACAGCCCUAAACGGCCUCAGUCCAGUAUACCUGAAGGAGCAUCUCCACCCCCAUCGUUCUGCCCGGAUGCUGAGGUCCAGUGCCAAGUGCCUUCUGGUGGUUCCUUCGCUGCGAGAAGCCAAGUUACAGGGAACCAGACAGAGGGCCUUCUCGGUAGUGGCACCUACCCUGUGGAACGCCCUCCCACCAGAUGUCAAAGAUAAAAACAACUACCAGACUUUUAGAAGACAUCUGAAGGCUUUUAGGGAAGCUUUUAAUGUUUAAUAGACUAUUGUAUUUGAAAGCUGUUGAAAGCUGCCCAGAUGGGUGGGGUAUAAAUAAAUAAAUAAAUAAAUAAAUAAUUUAUUUAUUUAUUUUAGGGUUGGAAGGGACCUCAAGGGUCAUCCAGUCCAACCCCCUGCAAUGCAGGAACCACAGCUAAAGCAUCCCUGACAGAUGGUCACCCAACCUCUGCUUAAAAACCUCCAAUGAAGGAGAGUCCACUACCUCCUGAGGGAGUCUGUUCCACGGUCAAACAGCUCUUACUGUCAGAAAGUUCUUCCUAAUGUUGAGUCGGAAUCUCCUUUCUUGUAAUUUGAAUCUGUUGGUUUGGGUCCUACCCCUUGGAACAAUACAACAAUGCAAAUUGGUUUCCACUGCUGGUUCUUAAUCAAGGAAGACAUUGCCAACAAGACCUCAAAUUUAAAUUGUUACUGUUCAUAACACACCAGACGAGAGAAAGACAAAAUAGGAUGUAUGUUAGGGAUGAUUAGGAAAGUGACAGAAAAUGUAACUCCAAAUAAUAUUAGGGUGCAACCACACUUGGAAUAAUAGGUAGAGUUCUGGUCACUCAAAAAUGGAAGUCAGCCCUGAGUGCUCACUGGAAGGACAGAUCCUGAAGCUUAGGCUCCAAUACUUUGGCCACCACAUGAGAAGAGAAGACUCCCUGGAAAAGACCCUGAUGUUGGGAAAGAUUGAGGGCACAAGGAGAAGGGGAUGACAGAGGACGAGAUGGUUGGAUAGUGUUCUCAAAGCUGCUAACAUGAGUUUGACCAAACUAUGGGAGGCAGUGGAAGACAGGAGUGCCUGGCGUGCUCUGGUCCAUGGGGUCACGAAGAGUUGGACAUGACUAAAUGACUAAACAACAACAACAAACAACAAUUGUCCCUCCCAAACUUUGAGGGGGGGAGAAGAGAGAUGAGUAAGAACAUGCAACCAAAAGAUGCAUUGUAAUAAAAACUGCUUAGAUAUAACUUAUAUUGGAAACACAGGGGAACUGCAUCGCUUGCCUGAAUUCUAACACAGACAUCCACAUUGGAGUUCUUCUAAAAAUUAUUGCGCUUCAGCAGGGAUUUUUUUUUUUUUGAAAGAGGAGAACUGUUUCACAUGGCUUGAAUUACUUAGUGGCUGACUGGCUGAACCUUUAAGCUUCUUAAUAUUUUGUCCUAUUUGUUUUGCUGUUGUAUAUCUGAUUCUACAUCUGGUCUUUGCUAGAAGGACUGCAGUUAUUUUCCCUCUAAAGUAUCCUUGGGGCUGUGUGUCGUUUGCAAAGAUGCUUUGUUAGGAAAAAGCCUACUGUUUCUAUCAGCCUUCCCUACCCCUUCCAUCCCCCAAGUUUCUAGCCCCUAUGGUUUUUAAAAAUAGGGCUGGAAACUGAUUGCUGCUUCCAAGUUAGUUUAAAAUUGCAGAAACAUUUCCAUGAGAUGCUCAGUUAAGGGGAAGUAUAUGUACAUACAUGUAUAAAAGGAAAAAAGUAUGUUACAAAUCCAGAAGCAGCUCAAUGAAAUGUACACUGUCCUGGAAGUACUGUAGACAUGUGAAUACAUACUUCCUGUGUUGAUAAUUUUAGGGCCAAAUGAGACAUGUCACAGGACAUCUGAGAACAAGGUCUACUUUGAUUUUUCUUUAGCUCAAGCAAAGGAAGCACUGCAGGUAUUGGUUUUAGUUGCAAAACAGCAUAGGGCAAAGGAAUGUCUCAUUUAGUGUUUCCCUGUAGUUGCUUGUGAUUUUUCUCUAUUUUUAUCCCUUGAAGAGAUCCUGUCCAUGAAUCUCCUAUAUAACACGCCUUGUUUAGUCCCUAGAUACUCAAGUGACUUGGGUGAUGAGCAAUCAUAACACGGCAAGUAAACUAGCUUUGGUUAGUGCUAACUCCAGCAGCACCUUAACUCUUCAGAAUGAUUCUUUCUAGAAAUGUGAAGCAGGGCAGUGGGAGAUACAUGAGCUUUCAAUAGCCAUCUGUCAGAUAAUAUGUGCUUACACCAGGCCUUCCAUAUCACCACCAUCUUUUCCAGGACCACCACCAAAACUUGUGCUUAAACACAACUCACCCAGUUCUCUGAACAACCAAAAUCAAAUAUUGGAAGCAGGUCGUCACAGAUAAUUAGGUGAUCUGGGCAUGGGAAGAGUUCUCCUUAAAGAAAAAAGAAAAUAUUGAUUACACCUAUGCUUCUGUGGCCUAAUUUGACUGUACUCACACAAGAUUGGUGUCCUUUGUUUUGUUUUCAACAUUUAUAUUGCAUUUCUGUAGAAAGCUUGAUGAAAAUAUUUGGCCGGUGUGCUAAAAUGGUGGAGAAAUGUUCAUAUUAAGGAUUAGGUAUGAUAAUGAAACACUGAGCGUCAUAAUUGCCAUUGUAUGAGUUUUAUGUUGAACCCUCUUUUACACACAGCAAAACAAAUCUAGUGUGUCUGCGUUGACAAAUUUCCUAUACAGUGGUACAAAUUAUAUAAGGUGGGGAGAAGCUUCUCUAUACUUUCCUCACUCCUGCUCCAGAGCUCCUGCAUGUUUCUCAAAUACAGGCCAGGGUGUUCCAGGAAUACAAAGCAAAGCAUUUGAAAAACAUGUUUUUAAUUCCCAAGUGGAGUUAAUUAAGCAGGUGGUCUUGCCCACCUCUUCUUGCCACAGGUUUAAUCUCUUUAAUAAUUUCAUGGCAACAAUCACCCCCAUUAACUUGAUAAAUUCAGCAGUUCAGUCCUUGUGUAUUUGAGACUUGAUCCAGAAGCAGCUAAAUCUUCACUAUUUGGGCCAGAAUCUGGGCUCUAAAGAAAAUCUCUAUGUCAUGUUGAAUUGUUGUAGACAGAGGUUUUUCACACAAGGACUUUUUAUCCUUGAGGUGUUUGCGAAAGGCUUUUCAAGUUCAGCUAAAUUUUAAGCCCAUCAGUGGCUCCCAGCUCUUAGUUCUUUGGUAUCGUCCCAGGGCCAGCUUUGUGACAUGGUUUGGAUUUUUUUUUUUAAAAUAUAUAAAAAGGCAAAAAUCCCCAUCUUGCUUUGAACUGGUUUUAUACAUGAGGAAUUUGGAGUGUUGAAUUGGCUUGUGGCUUCUGUUGUAAAGUAUGUAAAUAAAAUUAAAAGACCUAGAAUUUUAAACUCAAAUCUAAACUCGUUCAGGCAACAGCUUCACAUUGACACUGUUCGUAGUAACCUGCAUGAUUAAAGCAAUCACUCAUUUAUACAAAAGCAUAGAAUUGUAGAGUUGGAAGGGACUUUGAGGGUCAGCUAGCCCCACCCCUUGCAAUUCAGGAAUCUUUAGCCCAACAUGGGGCUUGAACCCACAACUCUGAGAUGAAGAGUCUCAUGCUUUAUCCUGUUUCCCACAGUGGCCAGCCAAAGGCGUAUGGGAAACCCAUGGGCAGAAUAUGAUGGUAAUGUUCAGCCCUUUCCUGCUGGUGCCUCCUAGCUACUGGCAUUCAGUGACACGCUGCCUGCCUCUGCUUCUGGAGCCAUCAUGAAUAGUAGACAUUUAUAGCCUUAUUCGGGGACGCGGGUGGCACUGUGGGUUAAACCACAGAGCCUAGGACUUGCCGAUAAGAAGGUCGGCGGUUCGAAUCCCGCGACGGGGUGAGCUCCUGUUGCUCAGUCCCUGCUCCUGCCAACCUAGCAGUUGGAAAGCAUGCCAGUGCAAGUAGAUUAAUAGGUAGCGCUCUGGCAGGAAGGUAAACGGCGUUUCCGUGCGCUGCUCCGGUUCGCCAGAAGCAGCUUACCGUAUUUUUCGUUCUAUAGGACGCACAUUUCCCCCUCCAAAAACUAAGGGGAAAUGUGUGUGCGUCCUAUAGAGCGAAUGCAGGCUGCGCCGCUAAGCCCAAAGCCAGAACAGGAAGACGGAGCACUGCGGAGCGCUCCGUCUCACUGUUCUGGCUUGGGAACAGCCUUGCUAGCUUCUGCAGGGCAGCGGAGUGAAGGCACCCCGCUGCCCUGCAGAGGCGCGCAAACCUCUGCAGGGCAGCGGGGUGCCUUCACUCCGCUGCCCUGCAGAAGCUAGCAAAGCUGUUCCCAAGCCAGAACAGCGAGAUGGAGGGCUCCGUCUCGCUGCUCUAGCUUGGGGAGAGCUGCGCGCAAACCUCUGCAGGGCAGCGGGGUGCCUUCACCCCGCUGCCCUGCAGAAGCUAGCAAGGCUGUUCCCAAGCCAGAACAGCGAGACGGAGGGCUCCGUCUCGCUGCUCUAGCUUGGGGACGGCUGCGCGCAAACUUCUGCAGGGCAGCGGGUGCCUUCACCCCGCUGUCCUGCAGAAGCUAGCAAGGCUGUUCCCAAGCCAGAACAGCGAGACGGAGGGCUCCGUCUCGCUGCUCUAGCUAGGGACGGCUGCGCGCAAACCUCUGCAGGGCAGCGGGCGCUGCGCUCCAAAGGCUUCAGGGAUCUUUGAGGCUGGCGGUGAGGGAAGCAGCGCUUCCCCACCGCCAGCCCCUAAGCUCUGGUGAAUGUACCUUGAACGCACCUUGUUUUGGAGGGGGAGAACAAGAAAAAAAUUCUUUUUCCCUGUUCUCCCCCUCCUAUGAUCCGGUGCGUCCUAUGGUCCGGUGCGUCCAAUGGAGCGAAAAAUACGGUAGUCAUGCUGACACCUGGACCUAAUGGUCAGGGGUCCCUUUGCCUUUACCUUUAUAGCCUUAUUCAAUGAAAUUCAAUAAAAUUGUCUAAUCCCCUUAAAUCUGUCCACAUAAUGCAUGUUGGCCACCACAACAUCUUGUUGCAACUUCAUAGUUUCAACUAUGUACUGUGUGAAGAAUUACUUCCUUUUGUCUUUCUCAAAUCUUUCACCGUUCUGCUUCAUUGGAGGACAUCACGUUCUAGUAUUUUACAUAUAAGAGUAGGGAGGAAAAAACCUUCACCCUAUUUCUCUUUCCCAUUUCAUUCACAAUUUCAUAUACUUCUAUGUCUCCCUUACUCACUCCCCCCCUAAACUAAAUGAAUGCUUUAAUUGCUUUGUCAUUAGGAAACCACGCCAACCCCUUUUUUGUUGGUUUUUGCAAAUCUUUCCCAGUUCUACAAUAUCUUUUUUGAGUGACCAGAACUCUACCUAUUAUUCCAAGUGUGGUUGCACUGUUAUAUUAUUUGGAGUUACAUUUUCUGUCACUUUCCUAAUCAUCCCUAACAUACAGGAUAAGGCUAUGGGCAUUUUCCAGUGCCAGAGAUAGCAGGCCUCUGAAUACCAGGUUGGAAGAAUGCUGAUCUGCUUCCAGGACUGGAUGGGCUUUUAGUUUGACCCAUCAGGGUUCCUGUGUUCUUUAUUUACCCUCUCAGCCUUGGGUUUCUAUCUUUAACAUGUUUAGGGAAGCUUUUAAUGUUUAAUAGAGUAUUGUAUUUUAAUAUUUUGUUGGAAGCCACCCAGAGUGGCUGGGGAAACCCAGCCAGAUGGGCGGGGUAUAAAUAAUAAAUUAUUAUCAUCAUUAUCAUCAUCAUCAUCAUUAUUGUCAUUAACAUGUGGGGUUGUACUCAAAUAAUUUGCUGUGACAAUUAAUAAGAGAAGAGUUAGGGAAGAGUUCAGUGGUAGAGCAUCUGCUUUCCAUGUAGAACCCAGGGUUCAAUCCUCAGCAUCUCCAGGUAUGGUGGAGAGAGACCCUGUCUGAGAAACCUGGAGAGUCUCUGGUACUUAGUGUAGGCCAGGGUUUCCCCAAACCUGGGUCUCUAACUAUUUUUGGACUACAACUCCCAUCAUCCCUAGCUAGCAGGACCAGUGGUCAGGAUGAUGGGAAUUGUAGUCCAAAAACAGCUGGAGACCCAAGUUUGGGACACCCUGCUGAAGACAAUACUGAGCUAUAUGAACUCAAUGUUCUAAAGCUUCUUCCUAUUUUAUUUUCUUUCUUUUUUAUGUACUACAUACAUGAUUUCAUUGCCUCUUUCUCCCACUACCCUCAGGUUUGGUAUUCAUCCCGUCGCCGGACGCAUGCCUGGGCAACUGAAUGUGCUGCUCGCAGAAGCCGGUGUGCCAUACGACAUUGUCCUAGAAAUGGAUGAGAUCAAUGAAGACUUCCCAGGUGAGAGAGCCACUCCCUAGUCCGUUUUUGCUUUCAUCUGUGUGUGGUUUCUAAAAAGCUAGCUCACAAUGCUUCACUUUGAUUACAAUAUGAAAAUUUGCAAUCUAAAUUAUGCCAGAUUCUUAUCUGGCUCACUCUGUUAAAAGUCAUUGUUAUCAGUUCCCUUACUAAAUGCAUGCAUUGGAAAUUAAUAUUUCCAUGCUGCUCCUUAUCAUUUUAAUCUAAUUUUUUAAGCUUCCAGGAAAAGCAAUUUAACACUCUCCAAUAAUUAGUUUGGGGAAGUCUACCUGUACUGGUUUUAUAUCUCCGUGUGGAAAUUGAAGUUUCUGCAUCUUCAUGCUACUAUGAUGCAAGCUGCUAACUGUUGGAAUAUUGAGUUCUGUUCAUAAUUUUGUGUGUUUGUAUGUGGUCUCCCCCCCCUUAUUCUUAAUGCAGAAACUGAUCUAGUCCUUGUUAUUGGAGCUAAUGACACAGUUAAUUCAGCUGCCCAGGAAGAUCCAAACUCCAUCAUUGCCGGAAUGCCUGUUCUAGAAGUUUGGAAAGCAAAGCAGGUAGGCUCCAAAACAUUGUGGCAGAAAUUCCAUGUUUUCUCAAACUUUUUAAAGCUGUCAUCUUAUUUAGAAACAUAAUACUAAUUAUGCCCCAAGCUACCACAAAUUUUCUGCCUACUUUCUCCUGAACUAUUUUCCAAUAUGGACAGGCUAGAAGGCACCAUUGAGAGAGUAGGGAAAACUUGCAACCUUUCACCUGGAAGAGUGUCUUCCAAAUUAUUCUGCCCAUUGGGAACUACAUAGUGGAAUAUUGUUGCUUUCUCCCACUGCAGGGAGCUGUCAGUGCCUUGAUGAUAUAGACUGCUGUUACCCUAGUCCCCCAACUCCUCUCAGAGCUACCGUAUUUUUUGCUCCAUAAGACGUACUUUUUUCCUCCUAAAAAGUAAGGGGAAAUGUCAGUGCGUCUUAUGGAGCGAAUGUGAGGUCAAUCGCUGGGUCCCUUUCUGGCCCCGUCCCCUAGCCCAGGCCUUCAUUGUUGAAUGUUCUGCAGAUGGAGGCUGUUUGUUUCCCCAGUGACAUGUGACUGGUUGAUUAGAUAAUCUGUCUGGAAACUGUAAAAACGGCUCCCUUUCCUUUCCUAAAGAAGCUACAGAACUGUGAGUUGAACCCCAUAAAAACAGGAUUUUUUCCCCUUUGCAAAGUAAGCUCAACAACUUUGAGCUGAUCCUCAAAAAAAGGAGCUUUUCCCCUUUGCAAAAGAAGCUGCACAACUGUGAGCUGAUCCCCCCAAAAACGGGGCUUUCCCCCUUUUCUCCUCUAAAAACUAGGUGCGUCUUAUGGUCAGGUGCGUCUUAUGGAGCUAAAUUUGCCAAAGGUUUGCCACACCCGUAUUGAAUAAACAAAAAGUGUUGCAGUUAUGCCUUAACAGAGUAUGGUCGACUUUUCUGAAACGGGUGGGGGAAACCUUUAGCCCCAACCAGACAACAGAACAGUUAAUGUGUAUUGAAAUAAUUUAUUUCCCAUGGGGUUGCUCUAUAUAAACAACCACCUUCUUUUGUGUUGUUGCUGAGUAUUUAUACCUGUGCUAUAUCUAAUACAAUUUCCUCGUUUCAGGUCAUUGUUAUGAAGAGGUCUCUAGGUGUUGGCUAUGCAGCUGUGGACAAUCCAAUCUUUUACAAGCCCAACACUGCUAUGCUGCUUGGGGAUGCUAAGAAGACGUGUGAUGCCCUGCAGGCCAAAGUGAGGGAGUCCUAUCAGAAAUAA
Molecule: messenger RNA, 46236 nt
Organism: Podarcis lilfordi (Lilford's wall lizard)
Lineage: Eukaryota; Metazoa; Chordata; Lepidosauria; Squamata; Lacertidae
Source: the annotation of a GenBank genome assembly